This is a messenger RNA of Aedes albopictus (Asian tiger mosquito), 47222 nucleotides long. RefSeq lists its product as uncharacterized. Lineage: Eukaryota; Metazoa; Arthropoda; Insecta; Diptera; Culicidae. The record is from RefSeq and is a predicted model, not a curated record. Gene Ontology annotation, molecular function: calcium ion binding.
ACAUCAACGAGUGCGUCGAUCCACAAGCGUGUGGAGUGAACGCCGAGUGCGUCAACUACCCCGGUAACUAUACGUGCCUGUGUAAGGACGGCUUCUACGGUGACCCGUACAAUGGGUGCGCGGAUAUCGACGAGUGCGCUCAGCCGGGAGUUUGCGGACCAGGUGCCAUAUGUACGAACUACGAGGGCGGUUAUCGCUGCGACUGCCCCUCCGGGUUCGACGGGGACGCACGCUCGGCUCAAGGGUGCGCCGACUUCGACGAAUGUACACGAUCACCGUGCGGAAGGAACGCCCUCUGCCAAAACGACGUCGGGAGCUUUCGCUGCCAGUGUCCCGACGGUUUUCAAGGCGACCCGAUGACGGACUGUCAAGAUAUCGACGAAUGUUCGAAUAACCCGUGCGCCGAGGGUGCCCAGUGUACCAACACUCCCGGUGGCUUCCGGUGCAGCUGCCCGUCGGGGAUGACCGACUCCGGCGGCGAGUGCAUCGACAUUAACGAAUGUGCUAAGGAUAACGCUUGCGGAGAGAAUGCCAAGUGCAUCAACUUUCCCGGAUCGUACAAAUGCUUGUGCCCGCAAGGAUUCCAAGGACGGGGUGAACUGUUUUGCAAAAAUGUAAACGAAUGCCUUGAUAAUCCGUGUGGGGAAAAUGCGAUAUGCACGGAUACGGUCGGUAGCUUUGUUUGCUCGUGCAAGCCAGAAUACACGGGAGAUCCAUUUCGGGGCUGUGUCGAUAUCGAUGAAUGUACGGCGUACGACAAACCGUGCGGUAAUCAUGCGGUCUGCGAGAAUGCCAACCCCGGUUACAACUGUCUGUGCCCGCAAGGGUACGUCGGAAAACCGGACCCGAAGGUCGCCUGCGAACAGGCCGACGUCAAUGUACUGUGCAGCAGCAACUUCGACUGUACUAACAAUGCCGAGUGUAUCGAAGGCCAAUGCUUCUGUCAAGAUGGGUUUGAACCACAAGGAUCCAGCUGCAUCGACAUUGACGAAUGUCGAAUGAACAGCCAAAUCUGCGGACCGUCUGCGAUCUGCAUCAACACACCGGGAUCCUUUCGAUGCGACUGUGAAGCGGGCUUUAUCGGUACACCACCUCGAAUACACUGCAAGACGCCGUGCGCAGACGUCAAGUGCGGUAAAAACGCGUAUUGUAAGGCCGAAGGCCAAGAAGCGUUCUGUAUUUGCGAUGAAGGAUGGACUUUCAACCCAGCUGAUAUUUCUGCCGGCUGUGUUGACAUUAACGAGUGUGAUCCUGCGCAAGGACCGAACGGAAGAUGUGGCGUGAAUGCAAUCUGCUCCAAUCAACCCGGAUCUUACAGCUGCCAGUGUCCGCCUGGGUUUACCGGAGAUGCUAACCGUCAAUGUUACGAUGUCGACGAAUGCUCAAAACCUAACGCUUGCGGGGAAAACGCCAUUUGCAAGAACGUAGAAGGCUCGCAUAAGUGUUCUUGUCCUCCGGGAUCCGUUGCCGAUCCUGAUCCAACCGUACGGUGUAUCACUAUUGUAACUUGUACCAAAGAUCACGACUGUCCUGGCAAUGCCAUAUGCGACGCUCACAAACGAUGCCUCUGUCCGGAACCAAACAUUGGCAAUGAUUGUCGACAUCCUUGCGAAAAUGCAGCCUGCGGACCGAAUUCACACUGUAUGCUGGUCAACGGUGAAGCCCAAUGCCUUUGUAGCGAAGGAUUUACCGGCCAUCCUGGCCAGUGCGUCGAUAUCAACGAAUGUGCUGCAAAUCCAUGCCCAACAGGUGCAGUGUGCUCCAACAUUCCAGGGGGUUACACCUGUCAAUGUCCAGGCGGUAGCUCUGGAGACCCAUAUUCUGGGGGCUGCUCCAAAUCCGCUCUACACACUUGCAGUGAUAAGAACCCGUGCCCCUCCGGUGAAAAGUGUAUCCAGGAUGCGUACAGUGGCAACAGUGUCUGCAUUUGCGGCCAGGGCUACAAACGUAACUCCAAAGGCGUUUGCAGAGACAUCAAUGAAUGUGAAGACCCGAACAAACCGGCGUGUGGCGUCAACGCAAUUUGCAAAAACCUGCCAGGAAGCUAUGAAUGUCAAUGUCCGCCAGGAUUCAACGGAAACCCAUUCAUGUCGUGCGAAGAAUGCAAUAGCAUGGAAUGCAAGUGCCCUGCGCCGUACAAGUUUAUGGAUGGAAAUUGUGUUCUGGAUAGCUGCUCCCCUGAUGGCAAGUGUCCUGGUGGAGCGGAAUGUAUCUCGAUCACCGGAGGCGUAAGCUACUGCGCAUGCCCGAAGGGCUUCCGUACACAGGCCGACGGUAAAUGUGAAGACAUAGACGAAUGCACGGAAAAUCAACAGGCCUGUGGCUAUGACGCCAUCUGUAUGAACACAAUAGGCGGAUACGAAUGUAAAUGCCCACUGGGAUAUUCCGGAGAUCCAUACAACGGACUCUGUGCUCUUGCACAGAAACGUUGCUCGGCUGAUCGCGAGUGCAGUUCCAACGAGAAAUGUGUCCAGCCUGGCGAAUGUAUUUGUCCUCCUCCGUUCUACAUGGAUGCAUAUGACGGUAACAAAUGUAAAAGCCCUUGCGAGAGAUUCCCCUGCGGAAUCAAUGCCCGGUGCACUCCUACCGAUCCUCCACAGUGCAUGUGCGAGGUCGGCUACAAAGGCGAUCCACUGACCGGUUGCGUCGAUGAAGAUGACUGUGCAAACUCACCUUGUGCCUACGGAGCACAAUGCAUCAACCAGAAAGGAGGAUACAAAUGCGUAUGUCCCAAAGCAAUGGUCGGCGAUCCCUACAAGGGUGGAUGCAUCUUGGAAGAAGGAUCAGUUAAAAGUCAAUGCCGAAGAAACGAGGACUGCGCUGAUACUUUGGCUUGCGAACGAGGAACCUGUGUCAGUCCGUGUAGCAGUUUACUCUGCGGAACCAACGCCUAUUGUGAACCGGAAAGGCACGCCGCGUGGUGUCGAUGCCGUGUUGGAUUUGUUGAAGGGCCAAACGGUGAUUGUGUCUCUCAAUGCAACGGGUACAUGUGCGGUCACGGAGCCAUGUGUAUAGUAACAAACAGUGGCCCAACGUGCAAGUGUCCACCAGGAGAGGUUGGUAAUCCUUUCCCGGGAGGAUCGUGCAGCACUGACCAGUGCUCUACGAACCGCCCAUGUGCCGAACCGCAAGUAUGUAUCAACGGUCGUUGCAAGCAAAGAUGCGACGGAGUGGUAUGUGGAGUUGGUGCCACUUGCGACGACGCUUCAGGAAAAUGUGUCUGCGAACCGUUCUUUGUCGGUAAUCCAGAAAUGCUUUGUAUGCCACCUAUCACAACGCCUAGUUGUAGCCCAAACUGCGGACAAAACGCGCACUGCGAGUACGGAGUAAUACAGAACAGUUGCGUCUGCAACCCGGGAACAUCCGGUAACCCAUACGGUAUCUGCGAGUCCAAGUCGCGAAACAGUUGCAGUCAAAUGAAGUGCGGACGGAACGCCCUGUGUCGUGAAACUCUCAACUCCGUGGAGUGCAUAUGCCCGACUGGUUUCGUCGGUAACCCCUACGUACAGUGUAACGAUAUCGACGAGUGUUCUACAAAUAACGUAUGCGGUGAAGGUGCCGUUUGCAUCAAUACGGCUGGAAGCUUCGAUUGUCGCUGCAAACCUGGUCAUACGGGAAAUCCUUUCACAAUGUGUUCGCCAGUGGAGAAGAACGUUUGCGAAAACCCACGGCGCUGCCAGUGUGGAAAGAAAGUGCAGUGCCCACCUGGAUUCACCUGUGAGCGAGGAACCUGCAAGGAUCAAUGUGCCAGGAUCAACUGUGGGCCACGAGCGGCAUGCGAUUCAGGAAAAUGUGUCUGUCCAGCUGGUUACACAGGGAAUCCAAAGGAUCUGCGAAGUGGCUGCGUACCAGAUGGACAAUGCGACAAUGACGCAGACUGUCAGAGCAAAGAAAUUUGUUUCCAAUUCGGUAAGGGAGUUAGGAAAUGUGUGGACGCCUGUAGCAAGCUGCAAUGCGGCCCGAAUGCUUUGUGUGUGUCGAAUGACCACAGAUCCACCUGUAUCUGCGCCAGUGGAUACAAUGGAAACCCAGGCGAUCUAACACUAGGAUGUCAAAAGGAAAUCAAGCUAAUCGAAGGAUGCAAAGAUGACUCGGAAUGUAGUGAGGGCAAAAUAUGUGCGCCAACAGAAACUGGAAUACGCUCUUGCGUCAAUCCGUGUAGUGCAGUGGCAUGCGGAGUCAACGAAGUAUGUAAACCAAAUGAGCACAACAAUCCCAUUUGUCACUGUAAGGAAGGAUUCCUGUGGAACCCAGUGACAUCCACAUGUGAAAAGCCAUCCGUUCCGGAUUGUACCAAGGAUGACGAGUGCCACCAGGUGGCAGCAUGUCGACAGGAUGAACUUGGAAUUCUCAAAUGUACUCCAGUCUGUGCGGAGUUCACAUGUCCAGCAAAUUCGGUUUGUGUAUCUUCCAACCAUCGCGGAAGCUGUCAAUGCUUGCCAGGCUAUACAGGAAAUCCUAACGACAGAAACGGGUGCCGUCCAGAGCUGCAAAAUAAAUGUCUUACCAGCGCGGAAUGUUCAGAGUCCGAUGCCUGCGUGACAUACAACGGUGCGUUGUCUUGCAGACCAGCUUGCGAGAAUAUCCAAUGCGGUCCGCAUGCAAUUUGUGUCAGCAACAAUCACAAUGCGCAAUGCCAAUGUCCACCAGGGUCGUAUGCAGGUGAUCCUUACGAUUUGGCCAAUGGAUGCCAGUCUGUGCCUUGUGUCUACAACAACGAUUGCCCACCAACGCAACUAUGUAACCGAAUGACCCACACCUGCUAUGAUGUCUGCCAGGAAGAUACCUGUGGAGAAAAUGCUGUUUGUAUUGCGGAAAAUCAUCGAUCGCUGUGUCAGUGUCCUCCAGGAUACAAGGCCAAUCCCAUAGCGGACGUAGAAUGCGCACCAAUCAGGUCAUGCGAUCCGAACCCAUGUCAUCCAUCGGCAAUUUGCGAAGCGGCUCCCGAGGGACACAUCUGCAAGUGCGCAAUUGGCCAAGUAGGAGAUCCAAUGACAGGCUGCCGUCCUGAAGGGGACUGUCCAAAUGGUGACCUUCAGUGUCCGGAGAACACAGCAUGUCUGAAUGGAAAGUGUGUCGACCCUUGUGCUAAUGCCUGCGGUGUGAACGCCAAGUGUACCGUGGUUAACCGAACGCCGGUGUGCAGCUGCAAAGCCAAAUACGUCCCAGGAGUUAGCGGAUCAGCAAGAGACGGGUGCGUACGGCUUGUUAGCGAAUGCUUGAAUGAUUUGGAUUGCGGUGGAGAUGUCUGUCAAAAUGGACAAUGUAUGGUGGUAUGCAGGAACAACAACGACUGCUCUGGAGGAGAACGAUGCAUCAAUGGAAUAUGUAGUCAACCAUGUUCAAGUCACAGCCAAUGCAAUGCGGGUCAGGCUUGUAUUGGCGGUAGUUGUUUGAUUGGAUGCAGAAGUAACAAAGAUUGUGACAGUUCCAAGGCUUGUAUAAACAGCAAGUGCAGAGAUCCAUGCGAAACGGAAGGUGCUUGCGGUCCAAAUUCCAAAUGCAGUGUCGUAAAUCAUGUCACGAGUUGCAAAUGUCCACCAGGAUUCGAAGGAAACCCAAUUCCGGAACAAGGUUGCGUAAGAAUGCCGGCAACCUGUAGCAGUUCGGCGGAGUGUGCUCCAGGGCACAUGUGUAUCGCCAACCAGUGUAAUCUGCCGUGUUCGGAGACUUCAGGUUGUGCCGUUGGAGAAAGAUGUCACAACAAUAUGUGCGCCAAGGUUUGCUACACCAACAACAACUGUCUUCCAGGUGAGGUGUGUAAUGAGGCUGGUACAUGUCAACCUGGAUGUAGUACUGACUCGGACUGUCCGUCACAAAAGGUAUGCAUCGCAAGCAAAUGCAAGUGCAUGAAAGGCUUUAUUGGAACUCCAUUCGGAUGUUCGGAUAUUGAUGAGUGUACAGAUGGCCCUUGUCAUCCAUCGGCUCGAUGUGAAAACAUUCCGGGGUCUUACCGAUGUAGCUGUCCCGAAGGAACCGUUGGAGAUGCAUAUUCUAAUCCAGGAUGCCGUCUACCGAAUCAAUGCUACAAAAAUACCGACUGCGCAGACAACUUGUCCUGUAUCGAUGGAAAGUGCACGGAUCCUUGCCAGGUAACGAAGUGUGGAGUAAACGCCGAAUGUCACAUUAUUGAUCACGUCGCUGAAUGCCAAUGUCCUUCUGGUCAUUUGGGAGAUGCAAGAGACACUGCUGUAGGAUGCUUCCGCGUGGAAUGCUUAGCCGAUGAUGACUGCGUACAGGAUAGACAGUGUCACAGCGAAACGAACAAGUGCAUCAAUCCUUGCGAAUUUGUAGAUUGUGGAAAAGGAGCAUGUCAUAUCGAAAAUCAUCAGGCAAUCUGUACAUGCUUGCAAGGAUAUGAUGUCGUCGGAGGCCGCUGUGAAGAUGUAAACGAAUGCCAAACGAAUCCAUGCCAUUCCAGUGCCACGUGCCAGAAUCUACCUGGUAGCUACACUUGUACCUGCCCAGAAGGUCUGGUAGGUGACCCGAUAAACAGUGGAUGUAGAAAUCCGGACGAAUGCAUUGCCAACUCGGACUGUCCAACAACGGCAGUAUGCGAAAAGUCCCGUUGCAAGAACCCGUGUUCGAUCGAAAAUGCAUGCGGAGAAAAUGCUGUUUGCUCAGCAGUCGACCAUAAAGCCGUUUGCGAAUGCGCUUCAAAUGCUCGCGGAGAUCCCAAGGUCAGCUGCCUGAGAGUUGAGUGCACUGAAAGUAACGAUUGCUCUUCAAGCCAAACAUGUAUCAACUAUAGCUGCGUUGAUCCGUGCACUCUGAAGAACGCUUGUGGCCAGAAUGCCAAUUGUGUAUCGGAGAACCACCUUGCUAUCUGCUCAUGCCAACCUGGAACAACCGGAAAUCCACUGCUGGGAUGUGUACCUCUUCAAUACUGUAACAGUGACCAACAGUGUCCAGCAGGAACGAAAUGUAAUGCCGGAGUUUGCUGUACGCUGUGCACAAGUGGCCGCGAUUGCAUCAGCGAUCAGCUUUGCAUUCAGGGCGUGUGUCAGCCGACUUGCCGAUCGAAUUCCAGCUGUCCGGACUUCCAAUUUUGCCAGAACAAUAUCUGUACCCAAGAAUUCAAAUGCCGCACUGACGAAGACUGUGACAUUGAUGAAAAUUGUGUCGUGGAUGCUACAGGACGUUCAGAGUGUAUCAACGCCUGUUCUGGCCGGGUGCUUUGCGGUAGGAAUGCAGAAUGCUCUGCCAGAGACCAUUCAGCAGUGUGCGAUUGCAAGCCUGGCUUCUUCCAGGACAAAACCGGAACAUGCCGUAAGAUAGAAUGCCAAACGGAUGAUGAGUGUUCAAAUGAUAAGACCUGCGAAGGAAAUACGUGCAAGAUCGCUUGCCUGAUGGGCGAGCCGUGUGGAGCCAAUGCACUUUGUUCAGCGGAAAAUCACAAACAGGUGUGCUAUUGUCAACCCGGAUUUACCGGAGAUCCAAAAGAGGGCUGCAGUCUGAUAGAUUUCUGCAAGGAAUCACCCUGUGGUACAAAUGCCAAGUGUAGGAAUAGCCGAGGAUCUUAUCGCUGCUCAUGUCCAACGGGAUUGGUAGGAGACCCUUACGCGAGUGGUUGUAAGAAGGCAGCGGAGUGUGAAACGAAUGACGACUGCCCAGAGUUUGCUGAAUGUUUCAAGUCAAAUGGCGAACCAAAGUGUCGAGAUGUUUGCGAAAACAUCGCCUGCAGUCCAAACGCCGAAUGUCAACCUAGAGAUCACAAGGCUGUUUGUACAUGCAGAGCUGGAUACGAAGGAGAUCCAACUGAUCGGCUGAAUGGGUGUAAACCACUGCCACUGCCGUGUAAACUAAACAAUGACUGCCCGGAGAAUUCGUAUUGCUAUGGACAAAUUUGCAAGCCUGCUUGCUCUGCCACGGAAGAGUGCAACCAAGAUGAGGUCUGCUCAAAGGGUCAAUGCAUUAACCCGUGCCACGAACCGAACGCAUGCGGAAUGAACGCCGAGUGCCUGAUGGGAGGUCACUUCAAGCAGUGUUCCUGCCCAGCCGGAUUCACGGGUGAUGCCGCACUGGAGUGCGUAAGAAUACCCGUCUUAUGCGCUUCCAAUGCCGAUUGUAUCGAAGGAACUGCUUGCCACGAAUCAAUGUGCUUGCCACGCUGUAGAGUAGAUCAGGAAUGUGCCCUGAAUGAAAAGUGUAUCGGUAACAAGUGCAUGUUAACGUGUCGCUUGGACAACGAUUGCUUCCUAGGACACAUCUGCCUUAACGGACGCUGCAUCUACGGAUGCCAUUCGGACGACGAUUGUAGUGCGAGUGAAACAUGCCGAGCCAACAAAUGUACCGAUCCGUGCCAAGAAAACCCAUGUGGUCCGAACGCGGCUUGUACAGUAGUGAAUCAUCGUGCCAGUUGCUCGUGCAUCAACGGCAUGGUUCCAAGUCCGACGGCGAAGAUUGGCUGCGUCCGUGCACCAGCACUGCAGUGUACGGAGAAUAGAGACUGUGCGCAAGGCACAUCCUGUAUCGAGAAUUUGUGCCGACCAGUGUGUGCCAACGAUCAGGGAUGCCUGAACAAUGAACGAUGCGAUCGAGGAACCUGCAAACCAAUAUGCAGACGCGACGACGACUGUCGAAAUGGAGAAGUGUGCCAGGGACAGACAUGCAUGGUUGGAUGUAGAUCCGACGCUGGAUGCCCUGGUCAGCUGGUGUGCUUCAACCAACAAUGCGUGGAUCCGUGUCAAGAACCAACUGCUUGCGGAACGAAUGCACUUUGUACGGUGGUUAACCACAGGAAGCAGUGUACAUGUCCACCACCACUCAUCGGAGACCCUUUGACGGGAUGCCGAGCUGAACAAAGAUCUUGCCAGACAAGAAGCGACUGUCCCAAAGGUCAGGCUUGCUAUGGAAACUCGUGCAUGCCGACGUGCCGCAACGAUCAGAACUGUUUAGCAGAUGAACGCUGCAUACGUGGAACGUGUCGAACGGUCUGCAAUAGUGACGCUUCAUGUACCAACGGAUUGAUGUGCGAAAACCGAAUCUGUCAGACAGGUUGUCGUUCGGAUAACAACUGCCCGAAUAAUCAGGCUUGCGUCAACAAGCAGUGUACGGAUCCAUGCACGGUGUCAGGGCAAUGCGGUACCUGUUCGGAGUGCUCGGUGGUGAACCAUGGAGUACAGUGUAGUUGCCCGAAUGGGUAUUUGGGCAAUCCACUGGUAUCGUGUGCACCUCCACCACAAAAAUGCAACUCUUACUGCUAUUGUGACGAAGAAGGCGUAUUCUGUGCCGAUAAAUGUCGACAGGCUAAGGACUGUGCCUGUGGUCAGACUUGUUCAAGAGGAAGAUGCAGAACAAAGUGUAAUCCAGGAUCUUGUCCUGCUGGUCAACUAUGCCAGAACGGAGCAUGCAUGGCAGGUUGCCAGAGAAAUACGGACUGUCCUGGCGAUAGAUCAUGCGUUAACCGCAAGUGUGUGGAUCCGUGCGCUGGAGGAAAGGCUUGCGGUAGAAAUGCCAUCUGUCAGGUGGCAGACCAUCAAGCACUUUGCCUGUGUCCCGAUGGAUUCCAAGGUGAUCCACGAGAAGGCUGUGUACAAUACGAAUGCCAAACGAACGAGGACUGUGAACUGGAUAAGAAGUGUGUCGUAGGAAAGUGUACAAAUCCGUGCUUGGAGGACGGAGCCUGUGGCGUCAACGCUCAAUGUCGUGUCGUUAACCGACAAGCUCAGUGCUCGUGUACUCCAGGGUUCUUUGGAAACGCUCGUCAAGAGUGUCAACCACUGCAAAAGGACAGCUGUUCGCAGAACCCAUGCGGUGAGAAUACAGUAUGCAGGGAGGACGCAAACGGUUAUGAGUGUACCUGCCAGCCCGGAUGCAUGGGUAAUCCCAAACAGGGUUGUCUGUGCGAAGCUAAGCAGACCAACAAAUGUCACAACUUCCGCUGCGGAACGAAUGCCAUUUGCCGGGUAACGCAGUUUGACGAACCGGAAUGCUACUGUCCACCGUUGUAUCCAGGUGGUGAUCCAUACACGGAAUGUACCAACGAACGAUCGGUAACCGAUUGUCGAACGACCGGAUGCGCCGAAGGAGAAUGCGUCCGAGACGGCACUCAGUUUAUCUGCCGUAACGACGAGUCCUGUGCGAACGAUAUGCAAUGUCCCAAUGAAAAGGCUUGUAUCGGAGGAAAGUGUUCUGAUCCUUGCUCGUUGCGAGGAGCCUGUGGGGAUAACGCCCUGUGCCAAACGGUUCUUCAUAGGCCGCGAUGCUCGUGUCCCAACUGCUACGUCGGUAGACCGAAUGUAGAAUGUAAGCCCGAUCCCAAGUGUCAGGAAGUAAGCACACCGAAGCCCAGCGAUCCCAAGAUCGUCUCGAUCGCCUGCGAAACAGAUAACGAUUGUGAUCCAUCCUUACGAUGUGACGCCAGUGGGCAAUGUAGCGAUCCCUGUACCGUCCCGACCACGUUCGUGUGCGAUCCGAACAAGAAGUGUAUCUCCAGAAGGCACCGUCCAGUUUGCGUUUGUAAACAUGGCUUCAUUGUCAAUGACUAUGGAGAACUGAUCUGUGCCCCCGAGAAACGAGAAUGCCACGGCGAUGACGGUUGCGCCUCCAAUAUGGCCUGUAUCGAUGGAAAGUGUUUGAAUCCCUGUAUGCCCACGGCUACCAGAGGACCAGCCUGCCCGGAAGACAAGGCAUGUCUCGUAAUGGAUCACAAACCAGCCUGUAUCUGCAUGAAGGACUGUAGUCCAUCGCUCUCGAUUUGCCUGCGAGAUAGCGGAUGUCCAGCUGAUCUGGCCUGUCGAAACUACCAGUGUGUCAACCCUUGCGAAUCUACUCAAUGUGCUGACGACACACCAUGCUUUGUCGAAGACCAUAAACCGAUCUGUAAAUUCUGCCCUCCUGGAUUCGUCAGAGAUGCCCAUCAAGGAUGUUUGAAAGCUACAGAAGCACAAGAACAAGAUGAUGAAGAAGUACAGAAGGUGGCGCCCGUCUGUUCGAAACACUCCGAUUGCGGCGAACAGUUACAGUGUUUAGCGGGCCGUUGUCUCGAUCCUUGUAGGUCUGGUUGUGGUCAAUCGGCUGUAUGCACCGUAAAGGCACACGUUCCCACUUGUACCUGUCCCCCGACCCACACCGGCAAUCCCAACCGGAAGUGCAUUCCUAUCAUCCCCACCACCACGGCUUCCGGCGAACCGAUCGACGCAGGUACCACCACUACGGAGUCCUACGGCGGUGACGGCAUCGACAGAUCCGAUGUGUUCAGCACGAUUGAACCGGAUAUGGAUACCGAAUCCGAUGCAACAUCCAGGACCACUACUGGUCAGCCAACCUUGCCACCGCCCGUAACUUAUGCUCCGCCAGAAGCUUCAACGCUGACCGGAGAUAAUUUGCUAACGUCUACCGGUAGAAAGACGUCAGCACAAAUAACGGAAACUACCGAGUCAGCACCUACGACUAGCCCGUCUCAUACUAGUUCACAGCUACCAACGAGUACGGUAGAUGUUUCUAGUGAAGAAUACCUACCAACGUCAACGAAGAUGUACCAAUCAGAUAUAUCAACAGAAGUAACAACGGAAGGAACCACGUUUGAAGUUACGAAGAAAAGACAAGAGACGUUUUCAGAACCGUCCACUACAUCUGGUUUAGCGACUGAUAGCACAGUGCUUCAAACGACCACAGAUAGUAUGACUACGAUAAAGAUUUCCGAUGAAACACCUCAAAAAGUGACGACUGAUAGAUUCAAAGACAUCACCACGGAUACAACGAUAUCGUCAACUCGUAGCUACGAAACGUCUACCAGUCAACCCUAUAGACCAACUGCAUCAACACCUUUUGAAGAAUUUAGCACAUCUUCGAUCGAAGUUAUAACUGAUGUUGAUUUGAAGUCAGAAUCGUCUACUACCACUCACAGUAAAACUGAAGUUCGCACUACAGAAAUACCCUAUUCAACUACGGACUCAGUGAUAACGUCCACCACCCUUGAGCAGAGUGAUACAACCACAAGCCUUCCGUCCACCACCUCUAAGCCCACUGGUACUUUAGUUAAACAGGACCGCAAAACAACCGAACUGGAAACCGACGUUCCACCUACCAUGCUCACCCGACCAACCACCCUUCCGGAUGUAUUGCUAAACCGCAGUAGCACCACUCAAAGCUACGACGAAUACAUGGGUCACGAAGAAGCCACGGUAAAACCGAUCAAAGACCGGAAGGAAACCGAAACUGUAAUCUAUGACGUAGAUUUGACGACAACCACGCAACCCACAAGCGACAGAGGCCCUACGGAACCGGAAGACGAUCGGAGUAUUCCCCUGUCGACAGUUUCGUACAGUGAUAGAGAUGACGAGUAUGACUACGGUAGCGAGGAAGUCGACGAAAGAGAAGACGAAUUACCCAAAACUUCAACCAGCGCUCCAAAAAGUACGGAAUUCACCACGGAAUCCAGAGGUGGUAGAGUCACCGGAAGUACCGAACCGUCAACCGCUUCAACGAUGAGUAUAGACGAUGCAUCUACAACGUUGAAAGCAACAACCACUGAAGACACUAGCACCGUCGAAAUUUCAACCGCCACUCAAGAAUCCACAACUGUACCCGGGGUGAUUACCCACAUCUAUGACUCUGCAACAACAAUGGCGCCACUUGUCCCUUCACAAGUGUGCUUGACAGAUGCAAACUGUUUGCAGAACGAAACCUGCGUCGAUGGUUUUUGCAUUGAUCCCUGCCGGUCCGCCAAUCCUUGUCCCCGUGAUAUCCCCUGCCUCACCCAGAACCACCAACCAAAGUGCCUUUGCAAUAAAGCUGACCCGCUUGAUUCAGCCAAUUGUAUAGAAGAAUCAGAAAUUGGAUGUAGACACAGUGACGAGUGCCCAGCUGAACGAUCCUGCGUCAACGGAGCGUGCAUCAACCCGUGCCAGGCCGGUAAUCCGUGCGAGGCCGGGCAAGAGUGCGAGGUGCAGAAUCACGAAGCGGUGUGCAUCAAACUUUGCCAAUGUCAACGGUCAAGCGACUGCGCUUCCGGUGCUGUUUGUGACGGAUGCAACUGUAUCACGCGAGACACGAACGUCAUCUCUGGCUGCGAGCACUGUCCACCUGGAAUUCCGUGCAACCCGCUGACCGGUGCCUGCGUCAAAGAAACAACAACUGUUAACCUAGAUUUAGAAUAUAAUACCACGACAGCGGUGCCAGAUGUACAUAGCACACACACAGUUUACACGCCACACACAAGCGAGCCAAUAACAACUAAUUACGUAACCCAACUGCCAAUAACCACUGCGCCAACAGCCAAAACUAGUCCACAGUAUGAAAUGUCUUCGUCCGAGAGCACUACCGAACUGCCCUCGUCUAUUGUUACCACGGUUGGAGUGGCUGGGGAAACCACUCCGGCCGAGCUAGGUUCCACCGUUACGUCGUUCGAAGCUACAACUUUGUCCGCAGUAACGCAGAAAGACUACGAAGUGGGUUCCGAUGGUAUGACUAUGGUGGGUAGUGGUGCCGAGGGGAAAACAACUACUUCGCCGUCUCAAACGACUACAGAGAAUGUCAAGACUACAACUGAACGCGUUGUCAUUAGCUCUGUUUCGCCACUCGAAGCCGUAACACAAUCUGUAGUUACGCAGAAAGACUACGAAGUGGUUACCGACGGUACGACAACGGUUGGUACUGGUGCCGAGACAACUUCAGAGGAUAGCAAUACUACAACUAAACACGUAACGUUUAGUAUUGUUACACCGUUCCAUACCACAACUACGUCCGUAGUAACUCAGGAAGAUUACAAAGUGGUUACCGACGGUACAACUACGGUGGGUAGUGGUAUGGAGAGAGAAACAACUGCUUCGCCAUCUCAAACGACUUCAGAGGAUAUCAACACUACAACUGAACGCGUUAUUGUUAGCUCUGAUACUCCGUUCGAAGCCACAACCUCGUCCACUGUAACUCACAAAGACUACGAAGUGGUUAACGACGAUACGACUACGGUAGGUAGUAGUAUCGAAAGUGAAACAACUACUUCGCCAUCUCGAACGACUUCAAAGGAUAUCCAGACAACAACAGAACACAUGACCGUUAGUACUGUUACGCCGGUCGAAGGCACAGCUCACCCCGUAGUUACACAGAAAGACUACGAUGUAAUUACCUCCGGUACGACUACUGUUGGCACUGGUGUCGAGGGAGAAGCAACUGCUUCGCUGUCUCAAACGACUUCAGAGGAUAUCAACACUACAACUGAAAGCGUUACUGUUAGCUCCGCUACAUCAUUUGAUACCACCACUCCGUCCAUAACAACGCAGAAAGACUAUGACACUACAACUGAACGCGUUAUUGCUAGCUCUGUAACACCGUUCGAAGCUACAAUCCCGCCCGUAGUAACGCAGAAAGACUACGAAGUGGUUUCCGAGAGUACGACUACACUCGGUAGUGGUAUCGAAAGGGAAACGACUUCUUCGCCAUUUCAAAUGUCUUCAGAGCAUACCAACACUACAACUGAGCAUGUUACCGUUAGCUCUGUUACGCCGUUUGAAACUACAACUCAUCCCGUUGUAACAAAGAAGGAUUACGAGGUUGCUACAGAGAAGGAACUUCAAACGACUUCAAAGGAUAUCACCACUACCACUGAAUACGUCACCGUCAGCUCUGUUACGCCGUACGACGUCAUAACUCACUCAGUUGUAACGCAGAAGGAUUUUGGGUUGAUUACUGACCGUACAACUACAACGGUUCCAUCGGAUGUCGAAAAAGAAGUUACGUCCCCUGUAUCAAGUACCUAUGCUGCAACCGAUAGCACGGUUACGUCUUACCAUGUGGUUACGCAAACGGGAUAUGAGGUUGCUUCCGAUGGUACGACUACGGAGCGUGCGGAGGAUUCAACUGCUGGAGAAGCAACAACUUUGAAGAAGGUCGAGACAACGACUGAACAUGCUACCAUUAGCACCGAAACCGCGAAUUAUCCCAUAGUAACGCAAAAGGACUACGAUAGAGAUUCAGGCGCAACAACUACGGCUCGUAGUGAUCUCGUGGUGGACACAACUACUGCGCAAGAAACAACACUGAAGGAUUCACACGUUACAGAGCAAAUGCCAACAGCCUCCGAAGCAACGCAGAAGGAUCACGACGUGAAAGCCGGUGUUACAACCACGGUUCGAUAUGAUGCCGAGGAAGUAACAACCAAGACACAAGCAACAGGAAUCAAGGAUACAACCGAAGGUGUUGCAAUCACAACUAUUACGCCAUUUGAAAGCUCCCUAACAACGCAAAAGAUUUAUGACGUAGUUUCUGAUGUUAGAGCUACGGAACCUAGUGGUGUUGUAAGGAAUGCAACAACAUUCAAGGAUACGACAGAACACAUGUCAACAACUGAAGGUGUUACCGAGAGCUCUGUUACGAUGGAUGAAUCCACAAUUCAUGAUGUAGUGACACAAGAAUAUGAGAUGGUUUCCGGUAGCACAACAACGGACCACAGAAGUUCCAGUGAGGCAGCAACUUCUACACAACCAACGACAUUCAAGGAUGUGACCACAACAAUGCAUAUUUCCACAUACGAAGGAUUUACACCUACUGAAACCACGACUCACACUCAGAAAGAUUACGACGUGGCUACUGACUAUACAACUACAGUGCAGAGCGAUGUUGAAACGACGCAGAAAGAGAGUACUACUACGAUACGGGGUGUUACCGAUAUGGAAACCACAACUGCGCAAGGGACGACCCUCAAGAAUGUAGAAACUACAAAGGUCAUGUCAACAUCUACAGACUUCACCGUAAGCUCUGGCACGACGUUUGAGGCUACGACUCAUGUUGUGACGACACGGAAGGAUUACGAGGUGCUGUCUGAGGAUACAACUACGAUUCGUAGCGGUGGUGAUGAGGAAAUCGUUUCUACACAACCAACAACCUUCAAGAGUACAUCGAUCACGGAACAAGCACAGACGACCGAAGCCAUUACCGGUACUGUUGCUUCAUUCAAACCGACGACUACGACUAUAGAGACGCAAAAGGAUUACGUUGGUACGACCACGGAAGAACCAGCAUCGACGGCAACUGAAAAGUUACCAGCAACAACACAACGGAUUCCAUUAACCUCGGAAGUAGAUUCGGAAACGCCGUUUGCUCAAACCACUCAUUCAACUGAUGGAGACGUUAAUUUCAGCACUGUGAAUGCGGAGCAGAUACGUUCUACAACUGUUACAUAUGUGACAGUGACGGAACUUGAGAUCGAUCGCAAUGACAGUGCGACUGAAACAACAACAUCAUCGACAGAUUCAUACAGCACUCUUCGCGAUGAGGAUACUGAUGUAACAGGAAAGACCGCUUCAUCGACUCCAACUACAUUUACAGCUGUACCCUAUGAACCAACGACUCAAACUGUUGUAACGCACAAAGGAUACGAUCUGGUUUCAAAUGGAACAACCACAACUCGCACUUCUUCCGGAAUGACUGAUGCUUAUACUACUCAAGGAUUAACAGUGACUGAUCGUUCUUCCUCUAGCACUGGAAAACCUGAUUACGAUCGAACGUCAGGUCCAACACAAGAAGUUGAGCUAUCGACCAAGAAAAUGGAAUAUGACGAAGCUACCAGCUCGACUCAAGCAUCCAAAACAACACCUAGUAGUUCUACAACGCCAGAAACCACAGCUUAUACCUACCGAGACUAUAGCGAGUCAGAAUAUACAACUAAGCGUCAGGAAACCACUGCUUACGAUUCGAUAAUCAGCCGAACUACUGAGGAGUCCAACGCAGGAUUUACUCCAGUUUACAAUGGGACAGACUACACAACGGAUUCAAGAACUACGACAUUCCAGACUAGUCCAGGAACAUCGCAUGGUCCAUCAUUCGAAUCCACUACUUCAAACUGGGAAACAACGGAAUCACCUUCGGAUAUACCUCCGAUGAAAACCGCUGAAGGGCCCAAGCACACUACAGACUACGCAGAUACUACGACCCAUUCAGAGUAUACUGUAGAUGGUGAUCUAACUACUACAUCCAAAACUUCAACGGAAAGUACCACAAUUAAAGGAACAACUACAGUGCUUUCUGAAGCUUCAUCAACAAUUUUGGAUACUACAACCAUUACUUCAGCCAUGAACGCUACGACUGUAUCGAGCAAAAUGGUUACCGAAGAACAAACGGAUAUGGCCGCUAGUACAACCAAACAAGGACCAGACGGCACUUCAACAGAAGCGACUGAAAGAGCAUCCGGAACGACUCCCGAUUAUACUACCCAUCGGGCAGUUACCGAGCCCACAGUUACUCAAAGGGAUUAUCCUAGCUCAAUGGAAGCGGAUAUAACGGAUUUGACUACCACAGUUGGUAGUUUGACGGAUAAAGAACUGAGUGCAACACCUGGAGAAACUUUUGUAACUACUACGAUGGAGCCAGGAACAACUCGAACCGUGGAUAGCGUUCCAAAAACUACCAUACAAGCAGUUGACGAUGGAUUCACUACAACAACCUCGCAAGCAAUAGCAAGUACCUCGUUUACUGAAGCGGACAUGGUUACAACAACAGUCAAGGCUUUACCUGCUGAGCAAGACACUACCGAAGCCACUUCACCAUAUUAUGAGGCAACAACAGGAUUUUCUCGGCAUACUGACACAACCGAGCCAACAGUGAUGAAGGCAGUUACAACAGAAUCAUCCUCUACUGGUUCAACCGUAGUUGUGCCUAUUACACGGUAUCCGCCAGAUAGAUAUCCAACACAGUUCACCACAGAUUCUUCCUAUGACACAUCUACCGCAACGACUGAAGCCGUUAAGGAAUUAGAGACUACCAUAAGUAUAGAGCAGACUAGAGAUUCUACUACAAAGAGAAUCUCACUUACUACCACGGUAACAGAUGAAGAAGAAAGAUUUGUGAAAACUACCGAAACAACUUCAACGGCACAAUUCACAGAUUCUGAAGUGGAACUGCAUUCCACAACUGAAGGAUACACUACUAUUUCAUCGGGAUCGACGAUGGACGUCACGCCGCAUUCCACAAAUUUGGAUAAAGGUCACGGUACAAGUACUCCAGAUUUCACCAAAGAUAUGACCUCUACUUAUGCAGUACAUGAUGCAACGUCAUCAAGUGACAAGUUCACAACGCAAAGUGCAGAGGCGACCACUUCUACGCAAGGAUCAGUUCCACAUGAAGUUGAAUCUUCUAGAGAUGGUACAACUACAGAGACUGCCUCGACUGUCAAGGACAUGGAAGAAGUUACCACUAGCACUGCUCAUACAUCUGAGUAUGGCUCUACCAGUGUAAGCGAGAUGUCAACUGUGGGACACACCACAGAACAAAAGGAAAGUACAGUGCAUUCGGAUGUCACUACUGAACAACUUUCUUCCGUUAAUGAAGUUUCGACAGAGUACGGUGGUCAAACUACUGCCAAGUAUACAUUGGAACGUGAUCAGGCGAAGACAACUAUACAGUACACGGAGGAUACACAACAACAAACAACUACGCAACCUUCAGUUACAGGUCAAGAUGAAAUGACUUCAACAGAGGACCGCAAAACAGAAACAACCGGAAAAGUUGAACAACAUACUUCAACAGAAAAAUACACAACGGAAUUGGGAGAAGCAACCUCAAGUACAGCAUUUGAAUCUAUAACGAAGGAUGAAGGAUUGGUCACAUCUACAGCGUAUCCAGGCAUCACCGACCGAAUCAAGGAGCCUCUCGAUUCAACAUUCAAACCAACCCCGAAAGAUAAAGCAGACGUUACAACAUCGGAAAUUACUGAAACCACUGCGGAGACCACAACGCAAAUCAGCCCAGAACAAACCACAAUAUUACAAUCAACCAUACAGGAUCACGAGACUACUGUGAGACUCCAUAGAAACACGACGAUUGAGAUAACGACUUUGCGAACACCUCUGAAGGAUCAUGAAGAGAAAACAACCACUGGAAUGCCAGAAACUUCAUUGUACUCGGAAAGUAAGGAUGAAACGACUUCAGGAACACCUACUGUGAGUGAUAUGGAAAGCACAACACCAAUCGGAAAACAAGAAACCACUUCUGUGGAGUUUGUAGACGUCACUAUGAAGCAGUCUACGAUGCAAGACCAUAGUGAGUCAACGACACACAGAUAUGAAAGGCCGUUUGUAUCAACGCAAUCUGCAGAUACAACGACAUGGAAAUUCACAAAGAAAGAUAAAGAGGAAACUACCACGUCAGGAAUGUACGAUCACACAACUUCCAUUCCAGACACCACAGUAACGACAAUUACAGAAACAACAAUUGUGAAGGAGGGAGGGUCAACGUCAGUUUAUUCUACGCAACAACCGGCAAUCACCACAACGCGCUCUUCGGAUAAGGAAGAACAAGUGACAACACAACAGACAACUACCACUAUGUCUUCAGGGAAGGAUGAAGAACAAAAGCCGAGUUCUGCCACAGAACCAACUACUUUGGGUGAAGAAAUAACGACACCAUUAGGAUAUGAUAGAACAACAACUUCUUUCGAUGAAACGAAAACAACUUCUUCAACAAUCGACCAAGAAAGUACCACAGUUGAAGCAUUCAGCGACGCAACAACCCAUUCCAGUUCAGAGGAAACAACCACUGCCAAGGGCAGAAUCACAACAACAGCGCACAGCGCUGAUUCUACUACGGAAGAUCAAUCCGAUAUAACAAAGCUAGCAUCUACGGAUAAGCUUACGUCAAGUCAUGCACCUGAAACAACUACGGAGAAAGAUAACUCAACUACGCUUGGUUCUUUCAAGGAUGAACAGAUUAUCACUACACUGGAGCCUACAGAAAGCGCGACAUCUUCUAUACCACUAGAAAUUGCGGUAACCACAGAAUACACAACAAGUAAAAGCUCUAUCUCGACUAAGCAUUACGCAGAUGAGUUGACGACCACUACAGUUCCAACAUCUUCUAUAGAUAGUGGAAGCUUGAUGACAAGCACCAAGAAAGCUACGGUUAUUGGUGAGAUUGGCCUCACUGAGGAAACGUCGACUACAUCGCAAACUACUACGCUUGGUCUGAGCACGUCACCUCCGAAAGAGGGCACAUCAGAAAGUCCCAACAUGACAACUAUGAGCCAUCAGCAAUCAACAGUAACUACUAAGACAACAACUGAAGGAACCACGAUGGAAACAACAGAAUUACGCGAGAUUGGCAGUACAAGACAUCCCGAGGCUCAUACAACUGAAACUAUUACCACAAGUAGUUCUUUGAUAAACGAACCCUUUGCAAAUCGUACAACAAUGCCUUCUACAACAGAUUUAGGUUUAGAUUUAGGUUUCACGACUGUCCCCACCACUACACAUACCGUCGAAGACAUUUCUACUGAAUCGUCGAUCCCAUAUACACAAUCAACCCCCGUGGAUGGUUCACUGUCCACAAACGUACCUCCGUUGAGUGAUACUGCGAUGACCACAAUCCCCACACCGUCAAGGGCCUGUGAGACCUCCUCUGAUUGCGAGAUAUCCGAAAUAUGCAAACUAUCACACUGUAUUCCUAAAUGUACAGACAAGACACCUCCCAAUACACCCUGCGCAAAAGAACCUCCUGGCACGCCCAAAAUCCCCGAACCCUGCCAAUCGGAUGCCGACUGUAUUGAAACGGAGGUUUGCUUUAUGGAGGUGUGCGAGGAUCCCUGUCUGUUUGACGGCGUCUGCGCACCAACGGCAACCUGCCACGCCAAAAUGCACCGACCAAUCUGCACGUGUCCCCCGGGCCACGAGGGUAACCCAACGAUCAAGUGCACUCCACUGGAACCAAUCCAAUGCACCUCGAGUGACGAAUGUCCGCUUAUGGAAGCCUGUGUCGGAAACGUAUGUCGUCGUCCAUGCGACGUCAAGAACCCGUGUGCUCCGAAUGCAGUUUGCAUCAACCGGAAUCACGGCUCUGAGUGCAGCUGCAUCGAAGGCUAUCACGGAAACGGUUUCGUAUCAUGUCAACCAGUGACCACUCCAGGUUCAGUAUGCCAGUACAACGAAGAUUGUCCACCGGAAAAGCUCUGCGAUCGGCUAAACCGCGUGUGCAUCAACCCAUGUCAAGAGGAUUCCUGCGGAGACAAUGCCGAGUGCUUCCCCCGUAAUCAUGGCGUUGAGUGCCGUUGCCGAAGUGGAUUCUCUGGAAACGCGUAUAUCGAGUGCGUCCAACUACACGGUUGCCGGUCCGAUAGCGAGUGCAGUUCGCAUGAAGCUUGCAUCAACGGGCAGUGCGUGUCUCCAUGCCAAUGCGGACCGAAUGCACUAUGCGAUGUUCGCAAUCACAAACCGCAAUGCAAGUGUCCUCCUGGAUACAGAGGGGAUGGCAGACAAGGAUGUAGUCCACCGAGCAAUCCGUGCGAUCCCAAUCCAUGUGGUUUGAACGCCAUGUGCGAAGUCGAUGCCGGUAGCCCAGUGUGUUUCUGUCCAAAGGGAUUGACUGGAAACCCGUUCAAGAAUUGCAUUCCCGAAGGAGAUGAAUGCUCGCCGAAUCCUUGCGGACCAAACACCGGAUGUCGUAAAAUCAAUGGGCAAGCUGCCUGCUUCUGUUUGCCAGAAUACGAAGGAAACCCUCCGGAGGUACCUUGCAAACUGCCACACAACCCAUGCGAACCGUCACCCUGUGGACCUAAUACGCAAUGCACGAUACUGAACAACGGCUUUGCCAAGUGUACGUGUCUCAGUGGAUACAUUGAAAGCCCCAACACCAUCCGUGGUUGUAUCGAGCCACGGAAUCCAUGCGAACCGAACCCUUGCGGAUUUGGUGCCGUCUGUGACUCGUCACGUAACCCAGUAUGCUACUGUCCGGAAGGAAGCAUUGGAAAUCCAUUCCGUAGCUGCGCAGAACCAGUUGUAACGCCCGAGCUAUGCAAACCGGGACCAUGCGGAGCUAACUCCGAUUGCUACAUCGCUGAAGGCCGUGAACAAUGUUACUGCCGAUCGGGAUACAUUGGAGAUCCAUACGCUGGAUGCAUCGAACAGCCACGAUCAGUUUGUGAACCGAAUCCUUGUGGACCUGGAGCGGAGUGUCUGAUUCUUACCGAUGGAUCACCAGCGUGUCGGUGUCCUCCAGGUCUCAGUGGAGAUCCAACCAGCGCUGAGGGGUGCCAUGGAUACGAAUGUCGCGUGGAUAACGAUUGUGCAGCUGAAGAGGCGUGCAUUGGCUUCCAAUGUGUAGAUCCUUGUCCGGGUUCGUGCGGAACAGGAGCCCACUGUAGAGUGGAGAAACAUCAUCCCGUUUGCUUCUGCGAUGCGGGUCUAACAGGAAAUCCUGCUUACCGUUGUUACGCACUGGACACACCUGUACCGGAUAACCAAUGCAAACCUGGAGUAUGCGGUGUCAACACUCAGUGCACCAUGCGUAACCGAAGACCAGUUUGCAAGUGUUUACCGAACUACAAGGGUGAUCCAAAGAGGGGAUGCAAACCGGAAUGUGAACUUAACUCUGACUGCCCAACGGAUAAGGCUUGCUACAACAGGCGGUGUAUACCACCGUGUAACGGAGCAGUUUGCGGUGUGAACGCUGAAUGUCAAGUCGAAUACCACACCCCAAUGUGUAAGUGUCCGAACGGCUACACCGGAGAUGCGUUCGUGCAGUGCGUAUUGAUCCCAGAAGAUAGAAACAUGACGCGUCAACCAUGCCAGUCAUCGCCAUGUGGACCUCAGGGAGUAUGCUCAGUCUACGGUAAUGAUGUGGCCUUAUGUGAUCCAUGCUCGACCCCAGAUGCCAUCCAUAACCCUCGGUGCAGACCACAAUGUGUAUUAAACACCGAUUGUCCAUUCAAUCUAGCGUGUUUGCAAGGUAAAUGCCAGGACCCUUGUCCAGGUUCUUGUGGAUACAACGCUGUAUGUACGGUAGAGCAACACCGUCCGGUAUGCUCCUGUCCUCCAGGAUUGUACGGAAAUCCAUACGAAAGAUGUAUUCAGCAAGAUACGCCACUUGAAACUUGCGACACAAUUCGUUGUGGGGCAAACACCGACUGCAAACGAAUGAGUGGCGUAUUGGCUUGUGUCUGCAAAAAGAACUACUUCGGAGAUCCUCUUGUUGGAUGUAGACCUGAGUGUGUAAUCAACACAGAUUGUCCGAGCAACAAAGCCUGCGUAAACAAUCGAUGCCAAGACCCGUGCGUUGGAGUAUGUGGUGUAAGCGCUUUAUGCAAAGUCGUAAACCAUAUUCCGGUAUGCUACUGUCCACCUUCCCAUACAGGUGACGCAUUGAUUGCUUGUACGGAGAAAGCUUAUCUACCUCCGGAUACUACGCCUUGCGAUCCGAAUCCAUGUGGUCCGAAUAGCAAGUGCCUAACCACACCCGACAAUUACGCUGUGUGCUCAUGUCUGCCAGGGUUCCGAGGAGUGCCACCAGCUUGCCAGGCCGAAUGUAUGAUCAACGCUGAAUGCCCUCAGAAUAAGGCCUGCAUCAAUUUGAAAUGCGUUGAUCCAUGUCCAGGAACGUGUGGUGUCGGAGCCAGAUGUGAAGUUUUGAACCACAACCCAAUCUGUAGCUGCGGACCAAACCAAGAAGGAGAUCCAUUUGUCAUCUGUGAGGGUAGACAAAAGGAACCUCCAACCCAGACACCAAAGAAUCCAUGCGAACCAUCGCCAUGCGGUAUGAACUCGAUUUGUCAAGUGAAACGCAAUCGUCCAGUUUGUUCGUGUCAGCCGAACUUCAUCGGAAGUCCUCCACACUGUCGACCGGAAUGUGUCCUUAGCGCAGAAUGUCCACAAGACAAGGCUUGUAUCAACGAAAAGUGCCAGAACCCUUGUGCAAACGCAUGUGGAGCCAAUGCGGAAUGUCAUGUUGUUGCUCACUCCGCCUUCUGUAACUGCAAGCAAGGAUAUGAAGGAGAUGCUUUUGUUGGAUGCUCGGAGGUACAAAGGGGUCCACCAGAACCAAGAGACCCUUGCUACCCCAGUCCUUGUGCCGAAAAUGCGCUAUGCUCAGCUGUAAACGGAGCUGCCAAAUGUACGUGCAUUGCUCCGUAUCUGGGAGAUCCUUAUAAUACAGGAUGUAGACCUGAAUGUGUACUGCAUGCCGAUUGCGCAAGUCCACUAGCCUGUAUCAAUCAACAUUGCCGGGAUCCUUGUCCUGGAAUAUGUGGAUCAAACGCCGAAUGUACCGUGAUUAACCAUAUGCCAGUGUGUGAAUGUAAUCGAGGUUUUCAAGGCGAUCCAUUCCGCGGAUGCCGCCCGUUGGUUUCACACCAAGACACACCUUCGGACCCAUGUGCCCAAUGCCCGUCCAAUAGCGUAUGCCGAAUUGUACAAGGUCGCCCAACGUGCUCAUGCCCCGAAGGAUAUCGUGGUGCUCCUCCUGCGUGCAGGCCAGAGUGCUCCAGUAAUGAAGAAUGUCCUCAUGAUCAAAGUUGUAUCAAUCUGAAAUGCAAGGACCCUUGUCCAGGGCUUUGCGGAGUCAAUGCGCAAUGCCAGGUCAUCAAUCAUAAACCGUUCUGCAGCUGCUUACGAGAUUACUACGGAAAUCCGUUUGAGCAGUGUAUGCCGAAGCCAGCAGAACCAGUUCAUCCAUGCCAGCCAAGUCCAUGUGGACCGUAUUCCGAAUGUCGCGAAGUGAACGAUCGAGCUGUAUGUUCAUGUGUAGCUGGUAUGCUUGGUGCUCCACCAAACUGCCGUCCCGAGUGUGAAACUCACCAAGACUGUCCUUCAAACCGAGCAUGUUUCGCACAGAAAUGCAAAGACCCGUGCGUUGGGUCCUGCGGCUUCAACGCUCAAUGCGUUUCUCGCGAUCACCGCCCCGAGUGCUACUGUAUGGAAGGAUUCGAAGGUGACCCAUAUACCGGAUGCAGCCCUAGAGUCAUCUACAGAGAUGAAAUACUAGAACCUUGCAACCCGUCGCCAUGUGGAUCAAAUGCUAUCUGUAAAGAACGUAAUGGUGCUGGCUCUUGUACUUGCAUGCAAGACUAUUUUGGUGAUCCCUAUGUUAGCUGUAGACCCGAAUGCGUUCAGAAUUCAGACUGUCCGUACGACAAGUCAUGCGUCAAUACCAAGUGUGUUGAUCCAUGCAUAGGUACCUGCGGUCUGAACGCCGAAUGCCGUGUACAUAACCAUGCUCCUACUUGCACGUGUGUCAAUGGAUUCGUGGGCAAUCCAUCACUUGCCUGUCACCUUCUUGUUAUAGAAAAACCUAAAGACGAGCCUAUAGACCCUUGUGUACCAUCACCGUGUGGGCCAUACAGCAUUUGUCGGGUAGUGAGUAACCACGCCGUUUGCUCAUGUCAGGAUUUCUGUAACGGGUCACCACCAAACUGUAGACCCGAGUGCAUGAUCAAUUCCGAGUGCUCUCGGGACAAGUCAUGCAUAAACCAGCGUUGCGUCGACCCUUGCCCUGGAACAUGCGGCGUAAACGCCAGAUGUCGUACCGUUAAUCACAAUCCGAUAUGUAGUUGCAAUCCUGGAUUUAUGGGUGAUCCGUUUGUCAGAUGUUCUCCUGAACCGACUAAACCUAUAGUAGUACAAGAUGAGAACCCUUGUCAACCAUCUCCUUGUGGUCCAAAUUCUGUAUGCCGAGUACAAAGUAACCGCGCAGUUUGCUCAUGUGUGCCCAAUUACAUUGGACGUCCGCCGAAUUGUCGACCUGAAUGUGUCGUCAACUCUGAAUGUCCACUGCAACAGGCAUGUGUGAACGAAAAAUGCGUCGAUCCGUGUCGCGGAUCUUGUGGCCCCAACGCAGAGUGUAGAGUCGUGUCACACAGACCCAUGUGCACGUGCUAUCCCGAUUACACGGGUGAUCCAUUUUCGGGUUGCAAUAGAGUGCAAAUUACCUAUGAUCCACCACCAAUGCCGUGUACACCGAAUCCAUGCGGUGUCAACGCCGUAUGUAGGGAACAAAAUGGAGCUGGUUCAUGUUCUUGUUUACCGGAGUACUUUGGCGACCCUUAUGUAGGUUGCAGACCCGAGUGUGUCAUGAAUAGUGACUGCCCAAGAACUCGAUCUUGUAUCAAUAGCAAAUGCGUUGAUCCCUGUCCAGGAACAUGCGGCAGCAAUGCCGAAUGUUAUGUCGUUAACCAUGCCCCAAGUUGUACUUGUAUUGCCGGAUAUAUUGGAAAUCCGUUCACGGCUUGUACACCAGAGCCCGAGAUUCGAGAAGAACCGAUCAAUCCGUGCCAACCAUCGCCCUGUGGGCCCAACAGCAUCUGUCGGGUGAUCAACAACCACGCCGUUUGCUCUUGCGUUACAAAUUACAUCGGUGCUCCUCCGAAUUGUCGACCGGAGUGUGUCGUUAGUUCCGAGUGUCCUUUGGACAAGGCUUGUAGUGGCCAGAAGUGUAAAGAUCCUUGUCCGGGAACUUGCGGGCUGAAUGCACGCUGCCAGGUAGUCAAUCACAAUCCAAUCUGCAGUUGCAAGAGCGGUUUCACUGGCGACCCAUUCGUACGAUGUGUGCCAGAAGAAAAACGACCUAUCGUAAGCGACCCUGUAAACCCUUGCCAGCCAUCACCAUGUGGACCAAAUUCACAAUGCAAGGCUGUAGGCAAUACUGCUGCUUGCUCGUGUCUUCCAAAUUAUGUGGGACGAGCACCUAACUGCCGCCCAGAGUGCACAUCCAAUUCACAGUGCUCGCCAAUGCAAGCCUGUAUCAACGAGAAAUGCAAAGACCCAUGCCCUGGAUCAUGCGGAACAUACGCUACUUGCGUCGUGCAGAAUCAUCAGCCUAGCUGCAAAUGUUACGAUGGAUAUACCGGAGAUCCUUAUUCGGCAUGCAUGCCUAUUCCAAUUCAACGCGAACCAGAACACGUUGAUCCAUGCAAUCCUUCGCCAUGCGGAGUGAACGCUGAGUGCAAUGUACGUAAUAAUGCCGGUUCUUGCACUUGUUUGCCGGACUAUUUCGGUGAUCCGUAUCAUGAGUGCAGACCCGAAUGUGUCCUAAAUACCGAUUGUCCAAAGACACGAUCUUGUUUGAAUAACAAGUGCAAAGAUCCGUGCCCGGGCAUGUGCGGACUCAACGCGGAAUGCUUCAUCUCCAACCAUGCUCCGACGUGUUCUUGCCUAUCAGGAUACACGGGUAAUCCAUCGGUUGCGUGCCACGAGAUACCCAAAUCUGACCCAGUUCCACAGAACCCUUGCCGGCCGUCCCCUUGUGGGCCAUACAGCGAAUGUCGUGAAGUUAACAACCACGCAGUAUGCUCUUGUCAGAAAAAUUACAUCGGUACACCUCCGGCAUGCCGACCGGAAUGUACCGUAAGCUCGGAAUGUCCUUUGGACAAGGCUUGCAUGCACCAGAAGUGCGUUGAUCCAUGCCCCGGAACUUGCGGGUUGAACGCUCGAUGCAAUGUAAUAAACCAUAACCCGAUCUGCAGCUGCUCUCCUGGAUUUACUGGCGAUCCUUUUGUACGGUGUCUGCCGGAAGAAAAAGACUUGGAACCCAAGGUCCCCGAAAACCCAUGCGUACCCAAUCCGUGCGGUCCCAACUCGCAGUGCCGUGCGGUUGGGAACGUUCCGGCGUGCUCUUGUUUGCCUAACUACAUCGGACGUGCACCAAACUGCCGACCAGAGUGCACCAUCAAUUCGGAAUGUCCCGGAAACCUUGCGUGCAUGAACGAAAAAUGCCAAGACCCAUGCCCAGGCUCCUGCGGCCCCAACGCUGUCUGUAACGUGAUUAAACACUCCCCCGUAUGCUCCUGCUCGUCCGGCUAUACCGGUGAUCCCUUCUCUGGGUGUAUGACUAUUCCUCCUCCACCGAUACGGGACGAACGACAAGAUCCCUGUAAUCCAUCGCCGUGUGGAUCAAAUGCAGUUUGUAAGGAACGUAACGGUGCUGGCUCUUGUACAUGUUUGCCGGAAUACUUUGGCGAUCCGUACAGUGGAUGCCGUCCGGAAUGCGUGACCAAUAGCGACUGUCCACGUAACAAGGCAUGUGUCAAUAACAAAUGUAAAGACCCAUGUCCAGGGGUUUGCGGUAUCAACGCCGAAUGUUACGUGGUCAACCAUUCGCCUAGUUGCUCUUGUAUUUCGGGCUUUACUGGGGAUCCACUGUCCGCUUGUCACGAACCAACUCCUCCGAAGCAAGAUGUGCCAAUCAAUCCGUGUUCACCGUCUCCGUGCGGACCCAAUAGCAUAUGCCGCGAAAUCAACGGACACGCGGUUUGCUCUUGUCAAACUGGUUUCAUUGGAACUCCACCAAGUUGUCGGCCUGAAUGUUCUGUUAGUUCCGAAUGUGCCAUGGACAAGGCUUGCAUUAAUCAAAAAUGCCAAGAUCCGUGUCCGGGAACAUGCGGACAAAAUGCACGUUGUCAGAUCGUCAACCAUAGCCCUAUCUGUAGCUGUUCUCCUGGCUUUACCGGGGAUCCCUUCAUUAGGUGUCUACCGGAAGAAAAACGCCCUGUGAUAUCUGAUCCUAUUGAUCCAUGUGUGCCGUCUCCUUGCGGACCAAACUCGCAGUGCCGAGCUGUUGGCAAUACGCCGGCUUGCUCUUGCCUUCCGAACUAUAUCGGCAGGGCACCCAACUGCCGGCCGGAGUGUAUGAUAAACGCCGAGUGUCCGGCCAAUCUGGCCUGUGUGAACGAAAAAUGUAAAGAUCCUUGCGUAGGCUCCUGCGGCCUCAAUGCCAUUUGCACUGUAAUUAAGCACAAUCCAGUCUGCGAAUGCCAGGCUGGAUUCACCGGGGAUCCAUUUUCAGUUUGCACAGAGAUCAUUCAGCGAGCCCCUGAACCCGCCAAUCCUUGCAAUCCAUCGCCAUGCGGAGCUAAUGCCGUAUGUAAGGAGCGCAACGGUGCUGGAUCUUGUUCAUGUUUGCCGAACUAUUUCGGUGACCCAUACACUGGAUGCCGACCGGAAUGUGUACAGAACUCCGAUUGCGACAAGUUCCGAGCAUGCGUGAAUAAUAAGUGUAAGGAUCCAUGCCCCGGAGUUUGCGGAUUAAACGCAGAAUGCCGAGUACAAAACCAUAGUCCCAUUUGUUUGUGUUUGGAAGGCUACGGUGGUGAUCCAACAAGGGGUUGCACAUUCCAGGAAACAUUAACCGAACGACCUAAAGAUUUUGGCUGCUCUCCAUCGCCUUGCGGACCAAACAGCAUUUGCCGAGAGGUCAAUGGUCAUCCGGUGUGUUCGUGUGAACAGGGAUAUAUUGGAACGCCGCCAUCCUGCCGACCGGAGUGUGUGGUCAGCUCGGAGUGUAGCCAGGACCGAGCAUGCGUUAAUCAGAAAUGUAUCGAUCCAUGCGCGGGCACUUGUGGAACGAACGCUCGUUGUCAAGUCGUAAACCACUCUCCGAUCUGCAGCUGUUCGUCAGGAUUCACCGGAGAUCCGUUUAUUCGGUGUGUGAAGCAGGAAGUCGUGUACGAUCCUGUUGACCCAUGUUUGCCUUCGCCAUGUGGACCGAACGCACAGUGCCGAGUGGUAGGAACACAAGCUGCCUGCACGUGCCAGCCGAACUACAUUGGUCGACCACCGAAUUGCCGUCCGGAAUGUACCAUCGAUGCCGAAUGUGCUAGUAAUUUGGCGUGUCAAAAUGAACGCUGUAUUGACCCGUGUCCGGGAGCAUGCGGCAGCAACGCUAUCUGCCAGGUGGUCAACCACCGUGCUGUUUGUCAAUGCAGCGAUGGGUACGAAGGUAACCCAUUGGUACAAUGUGACCGAUCUGUUCCACCAACGACAGAACGAUUGACACCAUGUACGCCGUCUCCGUGUGGACCAAACGCCGAGUGCAGGGAAAGAAACAACGCUGGAGCUUGCUACUGUUUACCGAACUAUGAAGGAAAUCCGUACGACGUGUUUAGCGGGUGCCGAAGGGAAUGUGACCUGAACAGUGACUGUGCCGAGAAAUUAGCGUGUGUAAACUACAAGUGUGUUGAUCCUUGUCCAGGUGUGUGCGGAGCUCAGGCGCUAUGCGAGAUUGUAAACCACGUGCCGACGUGCGUCUGCCCAGAAGGAAUGAUAGGUGAUCCGUUUACACGGUGUGUACUGAGACAGGAAGAAGAGCAAACUAGGGCACCACCAGUUUGCGACCAGAGCACGUGCGGGCCGAACAGUAUUUGUCGCAUACAGAACGGUGUGGCCAUUUGUAAAUGCCAGCCGGAAAUGACCGGAAGCCCUCCAAACUGCAGACCAGAAUGUCAACUCAGCACUGAAUGUGACUCGCAACGAGCCUGCGUCAACUAUAAGUGCAUCGAUCCAUGUCCCGGUUCUUGUGGACAGAAUGCCAAGUGUCAGGUGAUUAACCAUAACCCGAUCUGCAGCUGCAGUCCGGACUACACUGGCGAUCCAUUCUCACGAUGCUACAAGGAAGUCCGCACUACAACGCAACGUCCUCCGACGCCAUGCGUCCCAUCUCCAUGUGGACCGAACGCCGAGUGCAAGGUGGUUGGCAGCAAGGAAGCCUGCUCGUGUCUACCGGAUUACAUCGGAACGCCACCAAAUUGCCGUCCGGAGUGUGUGCUCAGCAACGAGUGCGCCCAGAAUCAGGCCUGCAUCCGGCAGAAGUGUACCGACCCGUGUCCGGGAUCGUGCGGCCUCAACGCGCGCUGUACAGUGAUCAACCACACGCCGAGCUGCUCUUGCGAGGAAGGACACACGGGCGAUCCAUUCACCGGCUGCCAAUUCAUCCAAGCCGAUAUCCCCAAAGAGAAUCAGUCCCCUUGUGUGCCCAGUCCGUGCGGGGCCAAUGCCAUCUGUCGGGAGCAGAACGGUGCCGGGUCGUGUACCUGCAUCGAGGAUCACUUUGGCAAUCCCUACGAGGGUUGCCGUCCCGAGUGUGUCCUGAAUUCGGAUUGUCCUACGAAUCGGGCCUGCAUUCGUAACCGCUGUCAGGACCCGUGCCCCGGAACGUGCGGCCAGGCCGCCGAAUGCCAAGUUGUCAAUCAUCUAUCGUCGUGCACCUGCAUCGAUGGAUACGAGGGAGAUCCCUUCCGUUAUUGCCAUAUCAAACAAAGAGAACCCGUCGUAAGUCAGGAUCCUUGUCAGCCGAGUCCAUGUGGUCCCAACAGUCAGUGCAGGGAAGUGAAUGGACAGCCAGUCUGCUCUUGCUUGCCCACAUACGUUGGUUCUCCACCUGGAUGUCGACCGGAAUGUGUGACAAGUUCUGAAUGUACCAUGGAUAGGGCAUGUAUCAAUCAAAAGUGCGUCGACCCUUGUCCAGGAACGUGUGGCGCUAAUGCAAGAUGCAAUGUAAACAAUCAUAGUCCGAUAUGCUCGUGUCGUUCGGGUUACACUGGAGAUCCGUUCACUCGAUGUUAUCCCAAUCCACCACCUCCUCAAGAUACUCAAAUCAUUAUCCGAGAUCCUUGCGUCCCUUCGCCGUGUGGAGCUAACUCACAAUGUCGUAACAUUAAUGGAGCGCCAUCAUGCUCUUGUCUAGGCAACUACAUUGGAUCACCACCUAACUGUAGACCCGAAUGUACAAUCAAUGCCGAAUGUCCAAGUAAUCAAGCCUGUAUGAACGAGAGAUGUAGGGAUCCCUGCCCUGGUUCAUGCGGAGUAGGAGCUAGAUGCAACGUUCUCAAUCAUACUCCGAUAUGUACCUGUGAAGUUGGAUAUACGGGAGAUCCAUUCACGAGUUGUUAUCCAGAACCACCACCUCCAAGAGAACCAGUGCGAGAUGACCCAUGCAAUCCAUCUCCGUGUGGACCUAAUGCACAAUGCAACAAUGGAAUAUGCACAUGCCUACCGGAAUAUCAAGGAGAUCCAUAUCAAGGAUGUCGACCUGAAUGCGUCCUGAAUUCAGAUUGUCCAAGAGAUAAGGCUUGUAUACGCAACAAGUGCGUUGACCCUUGUCCAGGAACGUGUGGCCAAGACGCCUUGUGCGAAGUCAUCAACCACAUUCCAAUGUGUAGUUGUCCAAACGGAAUGGCUGGAAACGCUUUUGCGCAGUGUAGACCUCAACAGGCUCCACCAGUGAGCAACCCGUGCAAUCCAUCUCCAUGCGGUCCUAACAGUCAAUGUCGUGAAAUUAACGGUCAAGCUGUAUGCUCAUGUGUUCCUGGGUACAUUGGAAGUCCGCCAACUUGUAGACCAGAAUGUGUUGUUAGCUCGGAAUGUCCACAGAACCAAGCUUGCAACAACCAGAAAUGUAGAGAUCCAUGUCCAGGAACUUGUGGCGUUGGCGCUCGAUGUUCCGUAGUCAAUCAUAAUCCAAUUUGCAGCUGCCCUGAGCGAUACACCGGUGAUCCGUUCAUUCGUUGUCAACCCAUAAUUGAACCUCUCGUACAAAUGACACCUGUCAAUCCAUGUCAACCGUCUCCAUGUGGUCCAAACGCGGAAUGCCGACCUGUUGGUGAUUCGCCAUCAUGCACGUGCUUAGAUAACAUGAUUGGUUCACCUCCCAACUGUCGACCUGAGUGCAUCAGUAACUCAGAAUGCGCCAGUAACCUUGCAUGUAUUCGUCAGAAGUGCCAAGAUCCAUGCACGGGAGCUUGUGGAGCAAACGCUGAGUGCCGAGUCGGCAGUCAUACACCUAUGUGCAUCUGUUCGAUCGGAUAUACCGGCGAUCCGUUCACUCAGUGCUUGCCUGUUCAACAGGACGUCCCAAGAGAACCAACGUCGCCCUGCACUCCGAGCCCCUGCGGAGCCAAUGCCAAUUGUAGAGAAAGAAAUGGUGCCGGUUCAUGUGUCUGCAUCGAAGAUUAUUUUGGAAACCCAUACGAAGGAUGCCGACCGGAAUGCGUUCUGAACUCCGAUUGUCCAUCUAAUCGAGCAUGUGUCCGUAACAAAUGUCAAGAUCCAUGUCCAGGAACUUGCGGUCAAAACGCGGAAUGCCAAGUUGUCAACCAUCUGCCAUCGUGCACGUGUCUUCAGGGAUAUGAAGGAGAUCCAUUCAGAUAUUGUCAUAUUCGACAACGAGAACCUGUACAACAAUAUGUAGACCCAUGUCAACCUAGCCCAUGUGGUCCAAACAGUCAGUGCCGUGAAAUCAAUGGACAAGGAGUUUGCUCGUGCUUGCCCACAUACAUUGGAUCUCCUCCAGGAUGUCGACCAGAAUGUGUCACCAGUUCUGAAUGUUCUCUGGACAAGGCUUGCGUCAAUCAAAAGUGCGUCGAUCCUUGUCCUGGAACGUGUGGCACGAAUGCCAGAUGUAACGUUAACAACCAUAGUCCAAUCUGUUCGUGUCAAUCUGGAUACACCGGAGAUCCGUUCACUAGAUGCUAUCCCAAUCCACCACCUCCCCAAGAUACUCAAGUAAUCGUCCGCGAUCCUUGUGUUCCCUCUCCAUGUGGUCCAAACUCACAAUGUCGUAACAUCAACGGAGUGCCAUCGUGCUCUUGUCUAGUCAACUAUAUUGGAUCACCACCAAAUUGUAGACCUGAGUGUACGAUCAACGCUGAAUGUUCUAGCAAUCAGGCUUGCAUGAACGAAAAAUGUAGAGAUCCAUGCCCUGGAUCAUGCGGAAUUGGAGCCAGGUGCAAUGUCAUCAACCAUACACCGAUCUGCACCUGUGAAAUUGGAUAUACGGGAGAUCCAUUUACGAAUUGUUAUCCAGAACCUCCGCCUCCAAGGGAACCAGCGCGAGAUGAUCCAUGCAAUCCAUCUCCCUGUGGACCUAACGCCCAAUGCAACAAUGGUAUAUGCACAUGUCUACCGGAAUAUCAAGGAGACCCGUAUCAAGGAUGUCGACCUGAAUGCAUCCUCAACUCAGAUUGUCCAAGAGACAAGGCCUGCAUACGUAGCAAAUGCGUUGACCCUUGUCCAGGAACGUGCGGACAAGAUGCCUUGUGUGAGGUCAUCAAUCACAUUCCAAUGUGUAGUUGUCCGAACGGUAAGGCCGGAAACGCCUUUGUGCAGUGUAGACCUCAACAGGCUCCACCAGUAAGCAACCCGUGUAAUCCUUCUCCAUGCGGCCCGAACAGUCAGUGUCGGGAGAUCAAUGGCCAAGCUGUUUGCUCAUGCGUACCUGGAUUCAUUGGAAGCCCACCAACUUGUAGGCCAGAAUGUGUCGUCAGCUCAGAGUGUCCACAGAAUCAAGCAUGUAACAACCAAAAAUGCAGAGAUCCAUGUCCAGGAACUUGUGGCGUCGGAGCACGUUGCACAGUUGUCAAUCACAACCCAAUCUGUAGCUGUCCAGAGCGAUACACUGGAGACCCAUUCAUCCGUUGUCAACCUAUCGUUGAACCUCCCGUUCAAAUGACCGCUGUUAAUCCCUGUCAACCAUCUCCAUGUGGUCCGAACGCAGAAUGCCGACCUGUCGGCAAUUCACCAUCCUGUACGUGUAUAGAUAACAUGAUCGGUUCACCACCCAACUGUCGACCUGAGUGCAUCAGUAACUCAGAAUGCGCCAGUAACCUUGCAUGUAUUCGCCAGAAGUGUCAAGAUCCAUGCACGGGAGCCUGCGGAGCAAAUGCUGAGUGUCGUGUAGUCAGCCAUACGCCCAUGUGCAUCUGUUCAAUUGGAUACAGUGGCGACCCGUUCACUCAGUGCUUGCCCGUUCAACAGGACGUCCCGAGGGAACCAGCGUCGCCCUGCACUCCGAGCCCCUGUGGAGCCAAUGCUGUUUGUAGAGAACAGAAUGGAGCCGGGUCAUGUACCUGUAUUGACGACCACUUUGGAAACCCAUACGAAGGAUGUCGGCCCGAAUGUGUUCUAAACUCCGAUUGUCCUUCAAACCGAGCGUGCGUCCGGAACAAAUGUCAGGAUCCUUGCCCGGGGACUUGUGGUCAAAAUGCAGAUUGUCAAGUCGUAAACCAUUUGCCUUCGUGCACAUGCAUUUCAGGAUAUGAAGGGGACCCCUUCCGAUAUUGUAAUGUGCAGCAACGAGAACCGAUCCAACAAUACGUGAACCCAUGUCAACCUAGCCCAUGCGGUCCCAAUAGCCAAUGUCGUGAGAUCAACGGCCAGGGCGUUUGCUCGUGUUUACCCACAUAUAUUGGAUCUCCACCUGGAUGCCGUCCGGAAUGUGUAGCAAGUUCAGAAUGUCCUCUGGAUAAGGCCUGCGUUAAUCAAAAGUGCAUCGAUCCUUGUCCUGGAACGUGUGGAACCAAUGCCAGAUGUAACGUUAACAACCAUAGUCCAAUCUGUUCGUGUCAAUCUGGUUACACCGGAGAUCCGUUCACUCGAUGCUAUUCCAAUCCACGUAAGAACUUUGUACCUUCCAUUCAUUCUCAACCUAAUAAUCAUUUCAUAACCACAGCGCCUCCUCAAGAUACCCAAAUUGUUGUUCGAGACCCAUGUGUCCCGUCGCCAUGCGGUCCAAACUCACAAUGCCGCAACAUCAAUGGAGUACCAUCAUGCUCUUGUCUAGUCAACUACAUUGGAUCACCGCCUAACUGUAGACCCGAAUGUACAAUCAAUGCUGAAUGUCCUAGUAAUCAAGCCUGUAUGAACGAGAAAUGUAGGGAUCCGUGUCCUGGAUCAUGCGGAAUUGCAGCCAGAUGUAAUGUUAUCAACCAUACACCGAUCUGCACCUGUGAGGCCGGAUAUACGGGAGAUCCGUUCACGAAUUGCUAUCCGGAACCACCACCUCCAAGGGAACCAGUGCGAGAUGACCCAUGUAAUCCAUCUCCUUGCGGACCUAAUGCCCAAUGCAACAAUGGAAUAUGCACAUGUCUACCAGAAUACCAAGGAGACCCAUAUCAAGGAUGUCGACCUGAAUGUGUCCUGAACUCAGACUGUCCAAGAGAUAAGGCCUGCAUACGCAGCAAGUGCGUUGACCCUUGUCCAGGAACGUGCGGACAAGAUGCCUUGUGUGAGGUCAUCAACCACAUUCCAAUGUGCAGUUGUCCGAAUGGUAUGGCCGGAAACGCCUUCGUGCAGUGCAGACCUCAACAAGCUCCACCAGUGAGCAACCCGUGCAACCCAUCUCCAUGUGGUCCGAACAGCCAGUGUCGGGAGAUCAACGGCCAAGCUGUAUGUUCAUGCGUACCUGGAUUCAUUGGAAGCCCGCCAACGUGCAGACCAGAAUGUGUCGUCAGCUCUGAGUGUCCCCAGAAUCAAGCCUGCAACAACCAGAAAUGUAGAGAUCCGUGCCCAGGAACCUGUGGUGUUGGAGCACGAUGCUCUGUUGUCAACCAUAAUCCAAUUUGUAGUUGUCCUGAUCGAUAUUCCGGCGACCCGUUUAUACGUUGCCAACUUAUAGUUGAACCUCCUGUACAAAUGACUUCGAUAAACCCUUGUCAACCUUCUCCAUGUGGGUCUAAUGCCGAGUGUAGACCAGUCGGAGACUCUCCAUCGUGCACCUGUCUUCAAGAUAUGAUUGGUUCACCUCCAAAUUGUCGCCCUGAAUGCAUCAGUAACUCAGAAUGUGCGUACAACCUUGCAUGCAUCAGACAAAAAUGUCAGAAUCCAUGCACGGGAGCUUGUGGAACUAAUUCCGAGUGUAGAGUGGUCAGUCAUACGCCAAUGUGCAUUUGCUCAGUCGGAUACACCGGCGAUCCGUUUACACAAUGCUCGCCAGUUCAGCAAGACACUCCUCGGGAACCGAUAUCGCCGUGCACGCCAAGCCCAUGCGGAGCAAACGCUAUCUGUAAAGAGCAAAACGGGGCUGGCUCGUGCACGUGUAUCGAGGAUCACUUUGGUAAUCCGUACGAAGGAUGCCGACCGGAGUGUGUAUUGAACUCGGACUGUGCGUCCAAUAGAGCUUGUAUUCGCAACAAAUGUCAAGAUCCUUGCCCAGGAACGUGUGGCCAAAACGCGGAUUGCCAAGUUGUCAAUCAUCUUCCUUCGUGUACUUGCUGGACAGGCUACGAAGGAGACCCAUUCAGAUACUGCAACGUACAACAACGCGAACCCGUUCAACAAUACGUGAACCCAUGUCAACCUAGCCCAUGUGGUCCAAAUAGUCAGUGUCGUGAGAUCAACGGGCAGGGUGUUUGCUCGUGCUUGCCCACAUAUAUUGGAUCUCCACCUGGAUGUCGACCGGAAUGUGUUACAAGUUCCGAAUGUUCUCUGGAUAAGGCCUGCGUCAAUCAAAAAUGUGUAGAUCCUUGCCCCGGAGCUUGUGGAUCCAAUGCCAGAUGUAAUGUUAAUAACCACAGUCCAAUCUGUUCAUGUCAAUCUGGAUACACCGGAGAUCCGUUCACUCGAUGUUAUCCCAAUCCACCGCCUCCUCAAGAUACCCAAAUCGUUGUCCGAGACCCAUGUGUUCCCUCUCCAUGCGGGCCAAACUCGCAAUGCCGCAACAUCAACGGCGUGCCAUCGUGCUCUUGUAUAGUCAACUAUAUGGGAACACCGCCUAACUGUAGACCCGAAUGUACAAUCAAUGCUGAAUGCCCUAGUAUUCAAGCAUGUAUGAACGAGAAAUGUAGGGAUCCCUGUCCUGGAUCAUGCGGAAUUGGAGCCAGGUGUAAUGUCAUCAAUCAUACUCCGAUCUGUACCUGUGAAGUUGGAUAUACGGGAGAUCCAUUUACAAAUUGUUACCCGGAACCUCCACCUCCAAGAGAACCGGUGCGAGAUGACCCAUGUAAUCCAUCUCCUUGUGGACCAAAUGCCCAAUGCAACAAUGAUAUAUGCACAUGCCUACCGGAAUAUCAAGGAGACCCAUAUCAAGGAUGUCGACCUGAGUGUGUGCUGAAUUCAGAUUGUCCACGUGACAAGGCCUGCAUACGUAGCAAAUGCGUUGACCCUUGUCCAGGAACGUGCGGACAAGAUGCCUUGUGUGAAGUCAUCAAUCACAUUCCAAUGUGUAGUUGUCCGAAUGGAAUGGCCGGAAAUGCCUUUGUACAGUGCAGACCUCAACAGGCUCCACCAGUGAGCAACCCGUGCAAUCCUUCUCCAUGCGGCCCGAACAGUCAGUGUCGAGAGAUCAACGGCCAAGCUGUUUGCUCAUGUGUACCUGGAUUCAUUGGAAGCCCACCAACUUGUAGGCCUGAAUGUGUCGUCAGUUCAGAGUGUCCACAGAAUCAAGCAUGUAACAACCAAAAAUGCAGAGAUCCAUGCCCAGGAACUUGCGGCGUCGGAGCUCGUUGCUCAGUUGUCAACCAUAAUCCAAUCUGUAGCUGCUCAGAGCGAUACACCGGUGAUCCGUUUAUUCGUUGUCAGCCUAUAGUUAAACCUCCAGUACAAAUGACCCCUGUCAAUCCAUGUCAGCCAUCUCCUUGUGGUCCAAACGCAGAAUGUCGACCUAUCGGUGAUUCGCCAUCAUGUACGUGUUUAGAUAAUAUGAUUGGUUCACCACCUAAUUGCCGUCCUGAAUGUGUCAGUAACUCAGAAUGCGCCAGUAACCUUGCAUGUAUUCGUCAGAAGUGCCAAGAUCCAUGCACGGGAGCUUGUGGAGCAAACGCUGAGUGCCGAGUCGUCAGUCAUACACCUAUGUGCAUCUGUUCGAUCGGAUAUACCGGUGAUCCGUUCACUCAGUGCUUGCCUGUUCAACAGGACGUCCCGAGAGAACCAACGUCACCUUGCAUUCCAAGUCCGUGUGGAGCCAAUGCCGUUUGUAGAGAACAAAAUGGAGCCGGUUCAUGCAGUUGUAUUGACGAUCAUUUUGGAAAUCCAUACGAAGGAUGCAGGCCGGAAUGUGUUCUGAAUUCUGACUGCUCUUCGAAUCGAGCGUGCGUCCGUAACAAAUGUCAAGACCCAUGUCCGGGAACCUGUGGUCAAAACGCGGAAUGUCAAGUGGUCAACCAUCUACCAUCUUGCACUUGUAUUAGUGGAUACGAAGGCGAUCCGUUUAGAUUCUGCAGCAUUCAGCAAAGAGAACCAAUUCAACAAUAUGUCAAUCCAUGUCAACCUAGCCCAUGUGGUCCAAACAGUCAGUGUCGUGAGAUCAACGGGCAGGGCGUUUGCUCGUGCUUGCCCACAUACAUCGGAUCUCCUCCUGGAUGUCGACCAGAAUGUGUCACCAGUUCUGAAUGUCCUCUGGACAAGGCUUGCGUCAAUCAAAAGUGCGUCGAUCCUUGUCCUGGAACGUGUGGAACCAAUGCCAGAUGUAACGUUAACAAUCACAGUCCAAUCUGUUCGUGUCAAUCUGGAUACACCGGAGAUCCGUUCACUCGAUGCUACCCCAAUCCACGUAAGAAUCCAGUAACUUCCAUUCAUUCUCAACCUAAUAAUCAUUCCAUAACUACAGCGCCUCCUCAAGAUACCCAAGUCGUCGUCAGAGACCCUUGCGUCCCUUCGCCAUGCGGACCAAAUUCACAAUGCCGUAACAUCAACGGAGUGCCAUCAUGUUCUUGUCUAGUCAACUACAUUGGAUCACCACCUAACUGUAGACCCGAAUGUACUAUCAAUGCUGAAUGUCCAAGUAAUCAAGCAUGUAUGAAUGAAAAAUGUAGGGAUCCAUGUCCUGGGUCAUGCGGUAUUGGAGCUAGGUGUAAUGUCAUCAACCAUACACCGAUUUGUACCUGUGAAGUUGGGUAUACGGGAGAUCCAUUUACAAAUUGUUAUCCGGAACCUCCGCCUUCAAGGGAACCAGUGCGCGAUGAUCCAUGUAAUCCAUCUCCUUGCGGAGCUAAUGCACAAUGCAACAAUGGAAUCUGCACAUGUCUACCUGAAUAUCAAGGAGAUCCAUAUCAAGGAUGUCGACCUGAAUGCGUCCUGAACUCAGAUUGUCCAAGAGAUAAGGCCUGCAUACGUAGCAAGUGCGUUGACCCUUGUCCAGGAACGUGCGGCCAAGACGCCUUGUGUGAAGUGAUCAAUCACAUACCAAUGUGUAGCUGUCCGAAUGGAAUGGCCGGAAACGCUUUCGUGCAGUGUAGACCUCAGCAGGCUCCACCAGUGAGCAACCCGUGUAAUCCAUCUCCAUGCGGUCCGAACAGUCAGUGUCGCGAAAUUAACGGACAAGCUGUAUGUUCAUGUGUUCCUGGCUUCAUUGGAAGUCCUCCAACUUGCAGACCAGAAUGUGUGGUCAGUUCAGAAUGUCCACAGAAUCAAGCGUGUAAUAAUCAAAAAUGCAGAGAUCCAUGUCCCGGAACUUGCGGCGUCGAAGCACGUUGCUCAGUUGUCAAUCAUAAUCCGAUCUGUAGCUGCCCAGAGCGAUACACCGGUGAUCCGUUCAUUCGUUGUCAACCCAUAAUUGAACCCCCAGUACAAAUGACCCCUGUAAACCCAUGUCAACCAUCCCCAUGUGGUCCAAACGCCGAAUGUCGACCUGUCGGUGAUUCGCCAUCGUGCACGUGUUUGGAUAACAUGAUAGGUUCACCACCUAAUUGCCGUCCUGAAUGUGUCAGUAACUCAGAAUGCGCCAGUAACCUUGCAUGUAUUCGUCAGAAGUGUCAAGAUCCAUGCAGGGGAGCUUGUGGAGCGAACGCUGAGUGUCGAGUUGUUAGCCAUACGCCCAUGUGCAUCUGUUCGAUCGGAUACACUGGUGACCCAUUCACUCAGUGCUUGCCUGUUCAACAGGACGUCCCAAGAGAACCAGCGUCACCUUGCAUUCCAAGUCCGUGUGGAGCCAAUGCCGUUUGUAGAGAGCAAAAUGGAGCUGGUUCAUGUAGUUGUAUUGACGAUCAUUUCGGAAACCCAUACGAAGGAUGCCGACCGGAAUGUGUUCUGAACUCUGACUGCUCUUCGAACCGAGCAUGUGUUCGCAACAAAUGCCAGGAUCCUUGUCCGGGAACCUGUGGUCAAAACGCGGAAUGUCAAGUCGUCAAUCAUCUACCAUCGUGUACCUGUGUCAGUGGAUACGAAGGCGAUCCGUUUAGAUUCUGCAGCAUUCAGCAAAGAGAACCUAUCCAACAAUACGUGAACCCAUGUCAACCAAGCCCAUGUGGUCCAAACAGCCAGUGCCGUGAGAUCAAUGGGCAGGGCGUUUGCUCGUGCUUACCCACAUACAUCGGAUCUCCACCUGGAUGUCGGCCAGAAUGCGUCACCAGUUCUGAAUGUCCUCUGAACAAGGCCUGCGUCAAUCAAAAAUGUGUAGAUCCUUGCCCCGGAACUUGUGGAUCCAAUGCCAGAUGUAACGUUAAUAACCACAGUCCAAUAUGUUCGUGUCAGUCUGGUUACACCGGAGAUCCGUUUACACGAUGCUACCCCAAUCCACCGCCUCCUCAAGAUACUCAAGUAAUCGUCCGCGAUCCUUGUGUUCCCUCUCCAUGUGGGCCCAAUUCACAGUGUCGCAACAUCAACGGCGUGCCAUCAUGCUCUUGUCUAGUCAACUACAUUGGAUCACCACCUAACUGUAGGCCCGAAUGUACAAUCAACGCCGAGUGUCCAAGUAAUCAAGCAUGUAUGAACGAGAAAUGUAGAGAUCCCUGUCCUGGAUCAUGCGGAAUUGGAGCCAGGUGCAAUGUCAUCAACCACACACCGAUCUGCACCUGUGAGGUUGGAUAUACGGGAGAUCCAUUCACGAAUUGUUAUCCAGAACCUCCGCCUCCAAGGGAACCAGUGCGAGAUGACCCAUGUAAUCCAUCUCCCUGUGGACCUAAUGCCCAAUGCAACAAUGGAAUAUGCACAUGUCUACCAGAAUACCAAGGAGACCCGUACCAAGGAUGUCGACCUGAAUGCGUCCUGAACUCAGACUGUCCAAGAGAUAAGGCCUGCAUACGCAAUAAGUGUGUUGACCCUUGUCCAGGAACGUGCGGUCAAGACGCCUUGUGUGAAGUCAUCAACCAUAUUCCAAUGUGUAGCUGUCCGAAUGGAAUGGCCGGAAAUGCCUUUGUACAGUGUAGACCUCAACAGACUCCGCAAGUAAGCAAUCCGUGCAAUCCAUCUCCAUGCGGUCCGAACAGUCAGUGCCGCGAAAUCAAUGGGCAAGCUGUUUGCUCAUGCGUACCAGGUUUCAUUGGAAGUCCUCCAACUUGCAGACCUGAAUGUGUCGUUAGCUCGGAAUGUCCGCAGAAUCAGGCAUGCAACAAUCAGAAAUGCAGAGAUCCAUGCCCAGGAACAUGCGGCGUUGGAGCCCGUUGCUCAGUUGUCAAUCACAACCCGAUUUGUAGUUGUCCUGAACGUUUUACUGGAGACCCAUUCAUUCGUUGUCAACAAAUCAUUGAACCUCCAGUUCAAAUGACCCCUGUUAAUCCGUGCCAACCAUCUCCAUGUGGACCCAAUUCUGAGUGUAGACCAGUUGGUGAUUCUCCUUCCUGCACAUGCUUAGCAGAAAUGAUUGGGUCACCACCAAACUGCCGACCUGAGUGUAUUAGUAACUCGGAGUGUUCAAGCAACCUCGCAUGCAUUCGUCAGAAAUGUCAAAACCCAUGCAUUGGCGCUUGUGGAGCCGAUGCCGAAUGCCGUGUUGUUAGUCACACUCCAAUGUGUAUUUGUGCGGUUGGAUACACCGGUGAUCCAUUCACUCAAUGUUUGCAAGUUCAACAGGAUGUUCCUAGAGAACCACUUUCUCCUUGCGUGCCAAGCCCUUGCGGCGCAAACGCAAUAUGCAGGGAACAAAAUGGCGCUGGAUCGUGCACUUGCAUGGAGGAUCACUUCGGAAAUCCUUACGAGGGCUGCCGUCCAGAAUGCGUCGUCAAUUCGGAUUGUCCGUCUAAUCGGGCAUGUGUUCGCAACAAAUGUCAAGAUCCGUGUCCCGGAACGUGCGGUCAAAACGCGCAAUGUCAAGUGGUGAAUCAUUUGCCAUCCUGUACGUGUGAUGACGGAUUCCAAGGCGAUCCGUUCAGAUUCUGUGCUAUUCAGCAACGAGAACCAAUUCAACAAUACGUAAACCCCUGUCAACCUAGUCCAUGUGGUCCAAACAGUCAGUGCCGUGAGAUCAACGGGCAGGGCGUUUGCUCGUGCUUGUCCACAUACAUUGGAUCUCCACCUGGAUGUCGGCCAGAAUGUGUCACAAGCUCCGAAUGUUCUCUAGACAAGGCCUGCGUUAAUCAAAAGUGCGUCGAUCCCUGUCCUGGAACGUGUGGCACGAAUGCCAGAUGUAACGUUAACAACCACAGUCCAAUUUGUUCGUGUCAAUCUGGAUACACCGGAGAUCCGUUCACUCGAUGCUACCCCAAUCCACCACCUCCUCAAGAUACUCAAGUAAUCGUCCGCGAUCCUUGUGUUCCCUCUCCAUGCGGGCCAAACUCACAAUGCCGCAACAUCAACGGAGUGCCAUCAUGCUCUUGCCUAGCCAACUAUGUGGGAUCACCGCCAAAUUGUAGACCCGAAUGUACUAUCAAUGCCGAGUGUCCAAGUAAUCAAGCAUGUAUGAACGAGAAAUGUAGAGAUCCCUGUCCUGGAUCAUGCGGAAUUGGAGCCAGGUGUAAUGUCAUCAAUCAUACUCCAAUCUGUACCUGUGAAGUUGGAUAUACGGGAGAUCCAUUUACGAAUUGUUACCCGGAACCUCCACCUCCAAGAGAACCGGUGCGAGAUGACCCAUGCAAUCCAUCUCCGUGUGGACCUAAUGCACAAUGCAACAAUGGAAUAUGCACAUGCCUACCGGAAUAUCAAGGAGACCCAUAUCAAGGAUGUCGACCUGAGUGUGUGCUGAAUUCAGAUUGUCCACGUGACAAGGCCUGCAUACGUAGCAAAUGCGUUGACCCUUGUCCAGGAACGUGCGGACAAGAUGCCUUGUGUGAAGUCAUCAAUCACAUUCCAAUGUGUAGUUGUCCGAAUGGAAUGGCCGGGAAUGCCUUUGUACAGUGCAGACCUCAACAGGCUCCACCAGUGAGCAACCCGUGCAAUCCAUCUCCAUGCGGCCCGAACAGUCAGUGUCGAGAGAUCAACGGCCAAGCUGUUUGCUCAUGUGUACCUGGAUUCAUUGGAAGCCCACCAACUUGUAGGCCUGAAUGUGUCGUCAGCUCAGAGUGUCCACAGAAUCAAGCAUGUAACAACCAAAAAUGCAGAGAUCCAUGUCCAGGAACUUGUGGCGUCGGAGCACGUUGCUCAGUUGUCAAUCAUAAUCCGAUCUGUAGCUGCCCAGAGCGGUACACAGGAGACCCAUUCAUACGUUGUCAACCUAUCGUUGAACCCCCAGUACAAAUGACCCCUGUCAACCCAUGUCAACCAUCACCAUGUGGUCCAAACGCAGAAUGCCGACCUGUCGGCGAUUCGCCAUCAUGCACUUGUUUGGAUAACAUGAUUGGUUCACCUCCUAACUGUCGCCCUGAAUGUGUCAGUAACUCAGAAUGCGCCAGUAACCUUGCAUGUAUUCGUCAGAAGUGUCAAGAUCCAUGCACGGGAGCUUGUGGAGCAAACGCUGAGUGCCGGGUCGUCAGCCAUACGCCCAUGUGCAUCUGCUCGAUCGGAUAUACCGGCGAUCCGUUCACUCAGUGUUUACGUGUGCAACAGGACGUCCCGAGGGAACCAAUAUCACCAUGCAUUCCAAGUCCAUGCGGAGCCAAUGCCGCUUGCAGAGAACAAAACGGUGCUGGGUCCUGUACAUGUGUUGAUGAUCACUACGGAAACCCAUACGAAGGAUGCAGACCGGAAUGUAUUUUGAAUUCUGACUGCCCUUCGAACCGAGCUUGCGUCCGUAACAAAUGUCAAGACCCAUGUCCGGGAACCUGUGGUCAAAACGCGGAAUGUCAAGUGGUCAACCAUCUACCAUUAUGCACUUGUAUCAGUGGAUACGAAGGCGAUCCAUUUAGAUUCUGUAACAUUCAGCAAAGAGAACCUAUUCAACAAUAUGUCAAUCCAUGUCAACCGAGCCCAUGUGGUCCAAAUAGUCAGUGUCGUGAAAUUAAUGGGCAGGGCGUUUGCUCGUGCUUGCCCACAUACAUUGGAUCUCCUCCAGGAUGUCGACCAGAAUGUGUCACAAGUUCCGAAUGUUCUCUAGACAAGGCAUGCGUCAAUCAAAAGUGCGUCGAUCCUUGUCCUGGAACGUGUGGAACCAAUGCCAGAUGUAACGUUAACAACCACAGUCCAAUUUGUUCGUGUCAAUCUGGUUACACCGGAGAUCCUUUCACUCGGUGCUAUCCCAAUCCACCUCCACCACAAGACACCCAAAUCGUCGUAAGAGACCCUUGUGUCCCUUCGCUAUGCGGGCCAAAUUCGCAAUGCCGUAACAUCAACGGAGUGCCAUCGUGCUCUUGUCUAGUCAACUACAUUGGAUCACCGCCUAACUGUAGACCUGAGUGUACGAUCAAUGCUGAAUGCCCCAGCAGUCAAGCUUGUAUAAACGAGAAAUGUAGGGAUCCAUGUCCUGGAUCAUGCGGAGUUGGAGCCAGGUGCAAUGUCAUCAACCAUACACCGAUCUGCACCUGUGAAGUUGGAUAUACGGGAGAUCCUUUCACGAAUUGUUAUCCAGAACCACCACCUCCAAGAGAACCAGUGCGAGAUGACCCAUGCAAUCCAUCUCCGUGUGGACCUAAUGCACAAUGCAACAAUGGAAUCUGCACAUGUCUACCAGAGUAUCAAGGUGACCCAUAUCAAGGAUGUCGACCUGAAUGCGUCCUGAAUUCGGAUUGUCCAAGAGACAAGGCCUGCAUACGCAAUAAGUGCAUUGACCCUUGUCCAGGAACGUGUGGCCAAGACGCCUUGUGUGAAGUCAUCAACCACAUUCCAAUGUGUAGCUGUCCGAAUGGAAUGGCCGGAAACGCCUUUGUACAGUGUAGACCUCAACAGGCUCCACCAGUGAGCAAUCCGUGCAAUCCAUCUCCAUGUGGUCCGAACAGCCAGUGUCGGGAGAUCAACGGUCAAGCUGUAUGCUCAUGUGUUCCUGGGUACAUUGGAAGUCCGCCAACUUGUAGACCAGAAUGUGUUGUUAGCUCGGAAUGUCCACAGAAUCAAGCUUGCAACAACCAGAAAUGUAGAGACCCAUGUCCAGGAACCUGUGGUGUCGGAGCUCGAUGCUCAGUUGUCAAUCACAACCCAAUUUGUAGCUGUCCUGAGCGAUACACUGGCGAUCCAUUCGUCCGUUGUCAACCUAUAAGUAUGUCUCCUAAUUGUAACAUCUGCAGUCCUUCAGCUAACAAAAAUGUUAUUUUUACAGUUCAAAUGACUCCAGUCAAUCCAUGCCAACCUUCUCCAUGUGGUCCGAACGCAGAAUGCCGACCUGUCGGUGAUUCGCCAUCAUGUACAUGUCUAGAUAACAUGAUUGGCUCGCCUCCCAACUGUCGACCUGAGUGCAUCAGCAACUCAGAAUGCUCCAGCAACCUUGCAUGUAUCCGUCAGAAAUGUCAAGAUCCAUGCGUAGGAGCUUGUGGAGCAAAUGCCGAGUGUCGCGUUGUCAGUCACACACCUAAUUGCAUUUGCUCGAUCGGAUAUACCGGUGAUCCGUUCACUCAGUGCUUGCCAGUUCAACAGGACGUCCCGAGGGAGCCAUCAUCACCAUGUAUACCGAGCCCAUGCGGAGCCAAUGCUAUUUGUAGAGAGCAAAACGGAGCCGGGUCGUGCACUUGUAUUGACGAUCACUUCGGAAACCCAUACGAAGGGUGCCGACCGGAAUGCGUUCUGAAUUCCGAUUGUCCAUCUAGUCGGGCAUGCGUUCGGAACAAAUGUCAAGACCCAUGUCCGGGAACCUGUGGCCAAAAUGCAGAAUGCCAGGUCGUCAACCAUUUACCGUCUUGUACCUGCUUCAGUGGAUACGAAGGAGAUCCAUUCAAGUACUGCAACGUCAAACAAAGAGAACCACAAGUGUACGUCAAUCCUUGUCAACCAAAUCCGUGUGGCCCUAACAGUCAGUGUCGUGAGAUCAACGGGCAGGGCGUUUGCUCGUGCUUGCCCACAUACAUCGGAUCUCCACCUGGGUGCCGCCCGGAAUGUGUAACAAGCUCUGAAUGCUCUCUAGACAAGGCCUGCGUCAAUCAAAAGUGCGUCGAUCCUUGUCCUGGAACGUGUGGAACCAAUGCCAGAUGUAACGUUAACAACCAUAGUCCAAUCUGUUCGUGUCAAUCUGGUUACACCGGAGAUCCGUUCACUCGCUGUUACCCCAAUCCACCACCUCCGCAAGAUACCCCAAUCGUUGUACGUGAUCCUUGCGUUCCUUCACCAUGUGGACCAAACUCGCAAUGCCGCAACAUCAACGGAGUGCCGUCGUGUUCUUGCCUAGUAAACUACAUUGGAUCACCACCCAACUGCAGACCUGAGUGUACAAUCAACGCCGAAUGUCCAAGCAACCAGGCCUGCAUGAACGAAAAGUGUAGGGAUCCAUGCCCUGGAUCAUGCGGAGUUGGAGCCAGGUGCAAUGUUAUCAAUCAUACGCCGAUAUGUACUUGCGAAACGGGAUACACGGGAGAUCCUUUCACAAAUUGUUAUCCAGAACCACCGCCCAAGGAACCAGAACGUGUGGGCAAAACGCAGUAUGUGAAGUUGUCAACCAUGUUCCAGUAUGCAGCUGUCCAACCGGUAUGGCUGGUAACGCUUUCGUCCAAUGUAGACCUCAACAAGCCCCACCAGUCACCAAUCCGUGCAACCCAUCACCAUGCGGUCCAAACAGUCAGUGUCGCGAAAUCAAUGGGCAAGCAGUGUGCUCAUGUGUGCCAGGAUUUAUUGGAAGCCCACCAGCCUGUAGACCGGAAUGCGUUGUUAGUUCCGAAUGUGCGCAAAACCAGGCCUGUAGCAACCAAAAGUGCAGAGAUCCUUGCCCUGGAACAUGCGGAGUUGGAGCACGUUGCACGGUUGUCAACCACAAUCCUAUCUGUAGUUGCCCGGACCGUUAUACGGGAGAUCCAUUCGUUCGCUGUCAACCAAUAA